AUUUAUUGUAAUUUUAUGUUACAUUAAUUAGAAGUUAAAUUAUGUAUUUAUAAUAUUGCAUAUUACAUCUUAAUAAGCAAAAUGCGCACAAUAUACCAGCAAAUUGGCAACAGUUUCGCUCAAAAGUUACAAGCAAAGUGGCAUCAGUUAUGUCCGCAUUAGACUUGUAAUUUGCCAGCAGAACAUAAUUUAACAUCAGAUUGGUGGCAGAAAUCAAAUAGGAUUUACGCGCGCGCAAUCUGACGGAUAAAUAAAUAAUAAACUCUAGAUAAAAAAUAAAAAAUAAAUAAAAUUUAUAAAUAAGUUAAUUAAUGAUAAUUUAGCAUAAAUUUAGAGAUUGAAGCUAGACUUAUAAUAAUAUAAGGUUUAUAUAAUAUGUAAGUUGUGUGUAAUUCGACAACGAAAGCAAUUGUAAUCCGUCAGAAAUCAAUGAAUAUAUAACUACAUUUAUUUUAUUAAUUAUAAUUAUAAUUUAAAAGCAACAGUUAUAUUUGCUACAUGAUUGCAUUAGAGACAAUUUGAGACAAUUUAAUCAUUUGUAUUGUAUGAAACAAUUGUAUGGGAUGUUGUUGAAAAUUAUAGCAUUAACUAUUAAUUAAGCUAAAUUAAGUGGGAUAAGAAUAUAAUACUGUUUUGUCUGCGAUCUUCGUCGUCAUAUUUUCAUUUAAUCUACAAAUCGAAAUAUCGCAUCUCUUGAAACUGACACACUUUUGCUGCUUCUUGACGAAAGAACAUACGUGAUUGGGUGGUCGCACCGCAAAAUUAUGUCCGCAAAGACUUGAUCAUUAUUAAAUCGCGUGUCAUUGAACGCAUUUUCGUAAUAAACGACCAAAAUAAUCGAUGAGCGACGGCUGUUGGCUCAUCGGUGAUAAUAGUGUGUUACCUCGCGGGCUCGUCCACGUUCCUCGACACGGGGCAGAAAAACUAAAAAGAAGAAGCGGGUCGAAAGAGAAAGGGAGAAAACGGGGCAAAACGCAAGAUAAGAAAGAGAACGACUUCGUUGGAGGACGAGGGGUAAAAGACGAGUAGCAUGGCGAAGUCAAAUGUCGAGUGAUGCCAAAGUUAAAUAUAAACGGGUGGCAAAAGAGAGAGAGAGAGAAAGAGAGAGAGAAAGAGAGAGCGUCGCGACGCCCAUCCUGAAUCGAUGAUCCAGCGCCGGAGCCAGUCUCCCGUGGUCCGCGACUCGAUCCAACGUGGAAAUCGUUCUUGUCUCUCACCACCCCCUCGCAAUCUUAUUCUGCUAAUCUCGAUUAAAUUCUUCGCUCGCGAUCGAUCGCAGUGUAUCACCGACGAAAAAAAAAAACGAAUAAAAAAGUGCAACUGUUGGAGUACGUGAGAUCUGCUCGCAGCAGCAUCCGAUUAAUGUCUCCGUGCGUAUGAGAUCAACCGAUCAUCGAAAUCGCGGAACAUUCAUAUUGGAUCGUAUCGAGAAUUCGUGGUUUUAUCGCAAUGCUGGUCUGUGAGCGAGAUGAAGUGAAAAGUAAUUCGAAGUAGUCCGAAAUGUCGCAACAGCACCCGUCGAGGGCAUCCGGAGGCCACGUGCCUCCGGGUGGCCGAUCAGGACGAGCCAAUGCACCGAAUAUGCCGAGCGCCUUUAGAUCUGCCUCGCCGUAUACACCCUCGUCGUCGCCGCAUCCGCAAGGACGGGUCCCCCGCGGGCCCCCGACACCGAUUCAUUCGGCUCGUCCUAUGUCACCGCUCUCGUACCCCGGAAUGAUGAUGCAUCCGAUGAGCCCGGUGCCGAUCGGGAUGCCUAUCUCGCCCGGCAUGUCGCCCGUCUUUGGCUGUCCCACUUCGAGUUACAUCCAAUGUCCAAGACCACGGUGGCCUUCGCCGAUCCCUAUGGGCAGUCAAGUACCGAAGCCGUUUAUACCGACACAGAGUUCCUUUAGAAGCGAUUCGGCAUCGCCGAUACCAUGCGCACCGCCUGAAUAUCUGAUAGCACCCUAUAGACCUGGGGAUUACGAAUAUAUCGGGGUGCCCUUAGAUCAUACGCAGACGGACGAGGAAAGCAGCGGUCCGAGCACAGCCGAGAUCAUUGCCAGCCAGAGCCAAGAUUACGUGGACGAAAAGCUUGCCGAGUACCAAGCUACUAUCCAGCAAUUACAAGACGAACAAGAACGCGUGCAGAAAAAAACCUUCAUAAAUUGGAUUAACUCUCAUUUAUCGAAGAGAGUUCCAACACUUCAUAUUAAUGAUUUAAUCGAGGAUUUGAAAGACGGUACGCGCCUUCUCGCGCUACUUGAAGUUCUUUCAGGGGAGAAACUGCCCGUAGAAAGGGGCCGUAAUUUAAAGAGACCGCAUUUUCUCAGUAAUGCCAACACCGCGCUACAAUUUUUACAAAGCAAAAAGAUCAAAUUAGUGAACAUAAAUUCGUCCGAUUUGGUUGACGGACGACCGCCGGUAGUAUUGGGCUUAAUAUGGACCAUCAUUCUGUAUUUCCAGCUACGAUCAAAGGAUCGCAAAAGGAUCGAGGAAAACACGAGGGCUCUCGAAUAUCUUGGACAAACCUGGGGCAGCCAAAGCAGCCUAGAAAGCCUCGGCACUCAGGGCUCGGCAGCAAGCGAAAGAAAACGCAUCAGUAGCGAAAAGUGGAAACAAGGAGCACGGAAAACCUUGCUUCAGUGGGUCACCAAUGCCUUGCCCAAGGGCAUUGAUAUUCAAGUUCGAGAUUUCGGUGAAAGUUGGAGAGAUGGAAAUGCCUUCUUAGCUAUCAUCGAUGCCAUAAAGGCCAACUUAGUGAAUAUAGCAGCUAUGAGAGAAGUGUCGAACAAAACUCGGCUGGAAACAGCCUUCCAGGUCGCCGAACUCGAAUUAGGUAUUGCCCGAUUGUUGGAUCCUGAGGACGUGGACGUGCCGCAACCUGAUGAAAAAUCGAUUAUGACAUACGUUGCCCAAUUUUUGCACAAAUAUCCGGAACCGGGAAACAUAGCUCCUGAUUCCUUCGCUGCCAUACAAGAAGAAUACGCUGGUCUUCUUAACUGGCUAAAUGAGAGAGUCAGGCAUCUCGAACAACUUGACAGAACCAACGCUUUCCCACAAAGCUAUCCGGAAUAUAUGCUAUUUAAAACAGAAAAUGAUGAGAAAUUAAUUAUAUACAAAAAAAUGCAAAGUUUAGUCGAUACACUCAGCAUGAUAAGCAUUACGCGGGAUUCUUGGAGAAAUAUACAAAUGCUAUGGCAGCAAAUGGAGCUAUUUAUGCUACAUUGGCGUUGGUUGUUGGAUUCGGCAUUACCAGGAGAAUUAGGUGAAACUGGCAGGUGGUUGGCGAGAGCCGAAACUCUCUUGCACUCGGACAAUGAUAUAUCGCAGGAAAUGACGGAAAGCACAGCGAACAUAAUCUCAAACAAGCUAGAGGACCAUAAGAAGUUCUUCCUUGAUUUACCGACCAUGACAGAAAAAUUCCAGCACGCCAAGAACUCGCCAUUAGCACGACAAAUCCAAUCCGAACAAUUAGAGGACAUGUCCGCGCGAUUUGACAGCUUGCCGAGUCGCGCUGCUAAGAGGAGAGUGAAAUUAAAAUUCUUAGAGCACAAAUGCUGUUUGGUCGCCUUUUUAUACCUCGUCGAGACCAAGCUUAAAGGGUGGAACAUCAAGUACGGCACGGAAGAGAAAGUGCAUCAAAUGCUGGAGCAGUAUCGUAACUUUGUCUCCCGAAACAGGAUAUUCCAAGAGUUUCAGAAGGCUUACUUGGACAUGCAGCAGGUUGCCGAAGAAUACAAGCGCGACGGUGAUAUUGAUCGGGAAGAGAGCUUGAAUAUCGAUCGCUUUAUGCGUGAAACGGCUGAAAAGUGGAAGAAUGUAUCAAUGGACUUGCGUUGCGUCCAAAGCAUGCUCGAGGAAGUUGUCGCUUAUUGGCGUCGCUGGACCACUGUCUCAGACGAGUUUGAGGCAUGGUUACUUCAUGCCGAGCCCGCUUUAAAUCUCCCGGAGGAGGAGAAGAUGGAGUUCUUCCAGGACAUCAGUGUAUGGAAAGACAAGCAUCAGCAGCUGUCAGACACUGUGAGCUUUCUGAUCGCCACAUCCGAUGAAUCGGUCGCGUUUCGUCUAAAGGAACGUUACGCAAAUUUGACAGCAAGAUGGGAGCAGCUCUUCCAAGAGGCUAAACAGUAUAUGCACGCGGGUGAUCUGAUUCGAACGAGGAAAGAUUAUAAGAUGGGAGUGGAGACUUUGCAAAACUGGUUAAGAGACGCAGAAGCUGCCUUAUUAAUUACCGGAUUAAACUCGACGGAGCGAAUAAAGGCUUAUGGAGAGAAAUUGCAGACUCUUCAUAAUGAGGUCGAGGGUAUUGAAGAUCUCUUCAAGAAUAUCAGCAAGAAGUUUCAAGCUCUUAUUCAGGAUUUGUCUCGCGACGAAGUCGACAAGAUGAUGAACACUUUAAAAAAAGAGAAAGAAGUACUUGUUAAGGUGCGUGCUUUGAUACCGAUGCAACUUCAUUUGUACCAUCAAUUGCUAGUGCAACAAGAAUCCUUAGAAGCAGGACAGAAAGAGAUAUCCGCAUGGCUGGAUGAGUUUGAAAACUUUAUGGCCAGUAUCAAUCUCGCAGGUGGCAGGGAUGCUGCACUGGCUCAAUUAGAUCGUCAUAAAGCUUUUCUCUCGAGAAUGCUCUAUUACAAAUCCAUGUUAGAAUCUAAAAAUAAAGUGUUUGCCAGCAUUGCCAAGACUGUGGGUACUUAUGCCGAUGCGGAGACAGCCGAAGGUAAAGCUACUCUGAAAGAACUCAAUGAUCGAUUUGUUAAAGUUUCUCAAGCGGCACAAGUCUGGGAACAACGUUUGCAAGAAUCGAUGCGACGCUGGACGAAGUUUAAGGAAUGCGAGCGACAAAUUACCGAGUGGCUUUCAGUUGCGGAGACAAUGAUCAACGACAAACAUCUUGACAAUCGUCAAUCCGUCGAGUGUCACAAAAAUUUCUUUGGCAAGGUCAACGAAAAAUGGAUACAGGAUCUUGUGAACGCCGGACAAGAUCUUCAGAAUACGUUACCAGCUGACCAGCAGCUGCCUAUCGCGAAUACAGUAGAGGCUCUUCAGAAUCGUUGGAGGGAAGUUCUCACUUUCGCGCCGCUUCAUUUAAUGAAGCUUGAAUUUCGCUUGGAUGAAGCUAGUUUUCUUCAAUACCUCAAAGAAAUUGAAAUGGAGAUUAGUUCCGAACAACAAGCGCUCAUUAAUAACGAUGAUGUGGAUGGUAUUCAGCAGCGCAAUAGAGAGUUCUUCGUGAACCGUGGUACCAUCCUCGAAGUCGAGCGUUGCCUACAAACUCUGAAGAAGAUUAGCGACGCCUACAACAAACUUAAGCCGAAAGAUACUAGUCUGACUAAUUCCGCGGAAAACGCCGAACGUUUGUGGGAAGAAGCCGCACAAAAAGUGGAAAACUUGAGGGCACAGCUGCGCGAAGUUCCACAACAAUGGGCAGCUUACAGACAGAAAUUCGAUGAGAUGGUACAUUGGAUGGAUCAUGUUGAUAGUACUCUGAGAACUAUUUUACGCGAAGUCAACACUCUAGAAGAAUUUGAGAAGGAAAAGACCAUAUUCCAGCUCCAAACUUUGACGAAAAUUUGCUGCGAAGCCGAUAGCAAGCGCGAAGAGAUGAAGUGGCUGGUUCAAACUCUCGACAAUCUAACGUUGAAUCGUUCGGACCGCGAUGCACUCACGGCGCAGCAAAAUUUGGAACAGCUAAUAACUCGUUAUAAAAACCUUAUACCGACGAUUGAAAUCACAAUGACAAAGACAGACAUCUAUUCGAAAAGUUAUACCUAUCGAAAGGAAGUGCAUGAAGUGUGCAUUUUGUUGCGCAAGGUUCGCGAACAAUCAGAAGUCGAGAUUACGUCCGAAGUUCCUGAGAAGUUAGAAAAUGCGGUGGUUCAUCAGGAAUCUCGUCUUAAUCAAUUAGAGCAACAGCGAGCGACUGUUGUCAGCAUGUUACAACGCGGCAAAGAUAUUCUCAAGGAUCAGCACGCGCCAUCCUUUGUUUCCUCCGAGAUCCAACAAUUAGAAGCCAACUGGAACGACACAUAUGGUCAAAGUAUGGAAAGAUUAAAAUCUCUGAAGGAAUCACAAAAACUCUGGAGCACCUAUCAAGAGCAGAAGGACGAAAUUUACAAAUUGAUUGAGCAAGCCGAGCAAGAGUUGCGACAAAUUGACUUGACAUCUUAUCAUGAUGCCACUCAAGUAACCACUGAUCUGCAAAAGAAACAGGAAUUCAACGCGAAUUUGAGAAAAUCAGCCGAAGAAAUAAUGAGAAAGCUGCGCGAAACGCAUACUAAUCUUUCUCAAACGCUGACGCUCGCACCGCCAAGUAAGAAGGAAAUAUUGGAAAAAGAAGUGACAGAAACUGAGCAGAAGAUGGAACACACACUAAAAAUUGUGCGUGAAAAAAUUGUUUAUCUUGAAGAACACAGUACUCGAUGGAACAAAUUUCAAUCAAAACUGAUGGAGCUUCGAACCUGGAUUCAACAAGCCGCACCUCAAUCAAUCGCAGAUAUCGAAGAUUCCACACCUUCGCCUGAAGAAAGAGUUCGUAAAACAGAUAAUCUGCAAAAAGAAAUAAAGGAGAAAGCGUUGAUUUUAAACGUUCUUAAAGACGAAUCCCGGAAACUCCUAAAAAACGAUGAUGAUGUACCGGCAAAACAACUCCGCGACGACAUUGAAAAUAUUCACAAGGCAGUUGAAUCAUUAAACAAAAGCAUAGUAAUGCAACGUGAAUUAGCUGUGCAAAAUCUUACCACAUGGAAAGAAUACGAAGAAGGUAUUCGGAAAGUAAAACCUUGGAUUGAAGAAGCGGAAUGUAAAGCAGCUACGAUGGGCAGCAAACCUACCACUCUUGCCCAGGCUACGCAAAUGUUAGAAUCGGCUAAAACUUUUGAAGUUCAAUGUCAGCAGCAUCUUCCGAAGGUUCAAAGUUUAUCAAUGAUUAGUCAGCAAAUAACUGGAAGAGCAGUGGCAUCUGAUGAAGUUGAUGCUGUAUACACACGAUGGAACGCAGUUCAUGAUGUGGCGGUGCAAACAACGACUAAAUUGGAUAAAUUAGUUGCUUCAUGGAACACCUUUGAAUCAGAAGCAAAAGAAUUCAACGAGUGGUUGCAGAAUAGUGAAAGAAAAGCUCUUGAAGAACCGAACGUUCAAACACCCGAAGCUGCCAAAUUGGAAAAAGAAUUGGUAAAAUUGAAAGAAUUCAACAAAAGCAUAUCUGAUCACCAGGCUCAAUUAAUAUCACUUACUCAAGUUUCCGAUCAUAUCAGUCACGGUUUGUCGUUGGAUGCUGCUUCUGUGCUGAAGAGUCGCGUCGCUGAAAUGAAGACUAGAGUGAGCAAACUUGCGGAUACGGUUCGACAUCAUAUUAAUCGUGUCUCUGAUUCGUUGUUGACACGACAGGAGUUCCAGAUAAAAAUCACCGAUUUCGAGAACUGGAUGACGAGGCUGAGAGCUAAUAUUAACGAGAUCGAAGAGGUAAAUGUAGAUAAUGUCGAUACUAAUCUGCAAGCAGUGCAUGCUUAUCUUCAAGAACACUCGGAGAAACAACCGACGUUUACGGCAAUAUAUAACGAAGUGAAGCAAUUAUCGUCACAAGGUUCUGUGUUAGAAGCUGCUGCAUUGGAUGAAACUUAUACGUCUCUGGCAAAGAAAUACAAAGCGCUAGAAGAUGACUUGAGAGAAAAGAAAAAGAGUUUGGAAAAAUGGACUGAACUUUUAAGUUGGCACAAUGACGCCAACGCGCAAUUGAAUCAUUGCAAAUACGAAGCUGAAGCUAGAAAACCAGCUAUUGCUGAUCUUGAUAGGCUUUCUUCAGAACUUCAAACUAUAUAUACAAAGAUCAACACUUGGAAGCAACAUGUUCCGCUAAUGGACAGUAUUCUGGGAAUACAUAUUCGUGACAAGCAAGAAAGACCAAUUACUGCGACUAUUUUACUGAAUGAUCUUGAGUCUAAGGCUUUAACAUUAAAGACGGAUUUAUCUACCAAGCGCGACAAGUUGGAGAACCUUGGUGCUAAAUGGGAUAAUUUCAGAAAACUACAACAAAAGAUUACGGAGGAAAUUAUCAACACUCAAAGUAGUCUACAGGAUAUCACGUAUACCGUUGACACUUGUAAACAACUCGCGCCGGCGAUCGAGAAGAUUGAUGAUCUUAUUAAAGAGCAUCAGAGACGAGAGCCAGAAAAGGAAAUCCUUCAUCGAGAAGGUGACAAUUUGAUAAAGGAAGAUCAACGAGCAAUAACUAAUAUUCAAGUGGUGAUCUCUUCGGUCGAAGGUAACUGGGAAAAAGUCAACGAGCUCUUGCAUAAGCAAAGAAGGCAAUAUGCUGAAAUGGACGCCGACUGGAAACAAUAUCAGGAAGCCAAGGAUAAAUUAAACAAAUCGAUCGAUGAGGCGAAGAAUCUCUGCGAGUUGGUAAAACAUGUGUCAACUGAUAUCACUCAGGCGAACAUGGCUUUAGAUAAAUAUAAAAGAGCUUUGGAGAGCUUAAAGAAGGGUAAACAGUUUCUAGAUAAAAUGGAUGCUAAAGCGCAGCAGAUAGCAAAGGAGACAUCGUUAAUGUCGAAUUUUAAGACUAAUGUGAUCGAGUCUGAUUUGUCCGAUGUACGAAAAAAAUAUCAUGAGAUUUACGCCAAGGUAAUUGAUCGGACUCAAAUGUACGAAACGCAGGCCAUCAUUUGGAAGCAGAUUGAAGAAGCAAAAUAUCAACUUACAAAAUGGCUCGGUGAUACGAACGAAGCACUCAAUGCAGUUUGCGAAUGUUUGCUUGAUGCUGAGAACGGACAAGCGCGAUUAGCUAGAUAUAACGAAGAAUUGCCAACAUAUCAACAACUUCGUCAAGGUAUCGCCACGAAGACUGAACAGCUCGUAAAGUUAAACGAUGAUACGGAUAUAUCGACAUUGAGAGCUCUUAACACUUUAUUAGACGAUCAAUUUAAGCUUAUUAAAGAGACUGCGGAUAAGCUUGCAUCACUUACAUCAGUUUUUAAUGAAAAGAAGAAAAGUAUCAAAGAGGAAUUGAAAAAAUGCAGUGACAUGAUAUCAAAAAUCCGCGAGGAGAUAAUUAAAUGCGACGAUUUGACUGGCGAGAACACCAAGAUUCUGCAUAGAAUUAAUAAAUGUCAAGAAUUAAAAGCUGAAGUGGAAAAAUGCGAUUACGUUAUUUCGGAAAUUGACGAGAGAUUGUCGAAAAUGACAUCAGAGUAUCCAGUUAUAUCAAAAUCCAAUUUGCCAAAAGAGUUACAGGCCUUACAACUUCGCAGAGAUGGUGUCGCCAGUCACGCCGAUAAAGUCAACGCUACCUUGGUAGCCUUUCUAACAAAACUCUAUCAUGAGAAGUUUGGUAUUUUACAGCGCAUGGUGGCGACUCACAAGGAAAAAGUGGCCUGGUGCGAGCCCGAACAGAGCAGCGAUCGUUACAAUCUCGAAGUAAAAAUGACCUCGCUGACCGAUGUCGAAGCUGGCAUUGCUGAUUGCGAGGCGAGAAAGAUAGAUACAGAAAAUUCGUUGAAGCUUUUAAGCACUGUCGAAAGUAGCGAAAUUAUCUCCGCCCUAAGAAGUGAACACAAUAAAGUCGCUGCUGAUUUAAAAUCCUUGAAAGAAAACUAUUGGAAAAUCAAGUCUGUGCUGGAGCAGAAUAUUGAUUUAUGGCAACGAUACGAACUCAUGUCGGAAAAUGUUAUUUCCUGGCUCAAAGGGUACGAGAAUAAAAUUAGAAUGGAGGCUACAACGCUCCUGAAUCCGGACGAAAUUAGUACAAAGAUCUCCGAAAUAACGCAGCUCGAGACAAAAGUCAAGAAUUACGACAACGAGAUAAAGAAUCUGAUCGCGCUCGGAGAAGAAAUUACCAGAGUUAGUCCGGAUUCGCGCGUGGCUCAAUAUGUGGGACAUUUGAAUACGCGUUAUUAUUCAGUUCUGAAGUUCCUGGCUCAACAUUUAGACAGACUCAAUGAACUCAAACAGAUCAAGGAUCACUACGUUACCAACGUGAAGGAAUUGGAAUCAUGGUUGCAAAAUGCGGAACAGAAAUUAAAAAUCUUCGAUAAGAUCAGCGGUCCGAAGCCGAUGACAUUUUAUCAAUCCAAAUUAAAAGAAUUGAAAGCAUUUGAAAAGGAACGCGAAACUGGACAAGCUAUCUUAAAUCGAACGACAGAAACAGGUGAAAUGCUUUUCGUGAGAAUUACACCAGACUACAGAGAACUUAUCAGAAGUGAACUGAGGAACUUACGCAAUCGCGUGGAAGCCUUAACCGAUCGUACAAACGUAAUCUACAAAAAGAUUGAGAGCGACAUGAUGCAUCGAUCCUCAUUCGAGGAUAAGUAUUCUCAGAUAAAGCAAUGGAUAAUUGAGGCACAGAAGAAGUUGGGGGACAAGCAGAAUUUGUUGCCGACAUUGCAAGAAAAGAAACUCGCUUUGCAUUCGUAUAAAACUAUCGCGCAAGAUGUUGGAGCUCAUCGAAAUAUUCUGCAACAACUUCGGGACAAACUUGGAACGACACCGGAUGACGAGGCCAGCGAAAUGCUCAACAGUAUUAUUGAAGCACACGAGAAGCUAUCCGAAGAUGUGACAGAUCGUAUCAAUGUGGCAGAGAAACACGUUGCCAAUCAUGAAGCUUAUUUUCAAACGUUUGAAAAAACGCGAGAUUGGAUCAAUACGGUGGUGAACGAGAUGGCGUCCAUCGGCGAGGACCUCUCGAUAGACCGAGAUAUAGCUAAGUCUAAGAUUGCUUUAAUUGAAAAUGUGUUACAACAGAAGUCUGAAGGCGAUAGGAUUAUAGCCGACUGUAAUCAGCAAUUGAACAUUAUUUUGGAGCAGACGUCGAUAGCGGGUCAUCCCGCAUUACUAACAAGCUUUGAGCAACAGAAAAAAAUAUGGGAAGAUUUCCUUCAACGAUGCAUCACAAGUAAAAAUAAAUUAAAUCAUUUAUUCGAUCAAUGGUCUGAAUUUGAGAGAAUGGUUGAACAUCUAGAUUCCUGGCUCAAGCAGAUCGAGACGCAAGUGAAAGAUCAGAGCUUGAAAAGUUCUGAGGAAACAAAACGCGCACAUUUACAGAAGUUAAAAUCUUUAGAAGAGACUAUUGUGGCAAAGGGUGCGGAAGUCAACGCGAUGGUCGAGAAAAGUCAAAAUGUAGAAGCAGACUUGGCCACCAGGGUAUCCCGUCAAGCUACCAGAUAUCAAGCCAUCAGGAAUCAGGCGAAGGAGACUAUAACAAGAUACGAACAAUACAUGAAAGAGCAUAGUCUAUUUAAUGAAAGAUACAAUCAAUUUGUGGAUUGGAUCACCGAGGUUCAGGGUGAAUUAAAAAAAUACAGCGAGAUUGUCGGUGAUUUGGCGAUAUUACAAAGCAGACAGAAACACAUCAGAGAUCUCAGUGAUGUCAGAACUCGCGAGAAUGUUCGUUUUGAAUCCAUUAUUGACCUCGGUGAGAAGCUCUACGUGCACACUUCACCGGACGGUAGAGAGAUAAUUAGACAGCAGUUGAGAAAUCUGCGCAGUUUAUGGGACGGCUUCUCCGAAGAUCUGCAGAAUUCGACGCAGAAGUUGGAUCAGUGUCUGAUGCAGUUUGCCGAAUUUUCUCUGUCUCAAGAACAAUUAACGGCUUGGCUGCGAGACGUCGAGCGCGCGAUGCAUCAGCACACCGAAUUGAAAUCCUCGCUGGAGGAAAAACGCGCGCAAUUGCAGAAUCACAAGAUUAUGCAUCAAGAAAUCAUGUCGCAUCAGACGUUAAUCGAAUCGGUUUGCGACAAAGCACAACAGUUGGUCGAUCAGACUAAAGAUACUUCGUUGAACGUCUACUUGCAGUCCAUCAAGCAACUAUUCCAGAAUAUUGUUAUCAAGUCGCGAGAUUUGCUAGAAAAUUUGGAAGACUGCUGCGAGAAACAUCACCGUUUCAAUCUUCAAUGCAAAUGUAUCUCCGAUUGGUUAAAUAGAGAACGAGAGAAGCUGACCGAGUACAAUGAUAUAACGGGUGAACGAUCCGAAAUCUCCCGUAGAUUAACGAGCUUGGCAAUAUUAAAAAACAAUCAAGCACAGGGAAAAGAACAUCUCACAAGAUUAAAACAAAUCAGCGAGGCUGUGACUAAUAGUACCGCAUCAAAGGGUCGAGAAGUUAUAGAUAAGGAAGUGACAACCUUGGAAAAUAAUCUGCAUCAAUUCCUGAGCGAAAUCGAAUCUGUAGAGGAACGACAGAAAGCAGCUUUAGAGAGAUGGCAGAACUUCGAGGAUCAGCUAGAAGCUCACAUGAAAUGGUUCCGUUCUAUGGAAGCGAUAUUCCGAGACCAACAACUUCAACCCACAUUGAAAGAUAAAGAAGCGCAACUUUGCGCAUGUAAAGAGGAACGCGAAAUCAUCGCACGAAAAGAACGGGAAAUAGACGAGUUUGUGGAUAAAUCACAUAGUUUGCUACAGUCAAGUAAUAUCGAACGCAUCAAACCACUGAUUUCUCAAGUCACCAAUAGAUAUCAGUUGCUGCUUGUACUCAGCAAGGAAGUGAUAAAUCAUUGCCAAAGCAUCGUAGACGAUCAUCGUGCUUACGAAGAGAAACUGACAGCCAUCGAUGUUUGGCUUACACCCCUUGAAAAAAAUUUAGCCAUCUUGAAAGAAGAUGAGAUCAGCGCAGAUCUCGAAGCGAGGAAUUCGCGUUUGCAAGUUUUAUUGGCCGAAAAAGAACAGGCUGAACGUCGUUUAGACGGUCUAACAUCUCUCGGAGAAAGAAUUCUUCCAGACACUUCCGCUCAAGGGCGUGAAACAAUUAGACACGAAUUGCGACAUGCUCGUGAACGAUGGGAUCGCUUAGCCGAAGGCAUCACCGAGCAACAGAAAAAGCAGGAUGCUCAAUCCUUACAAUGGUUCAGCUAUCAAGAAACUAUGCAACAGAUUCUGACUUGGUUGGACAUGAUGGAACGUGCCGUCAAGCAAGAUUCUUCGAUUGUGUGGUCAUCUUUGCAGGAGAUAAAAUCGAAACUACUCAAGUUAAAGACAUUACAUCAAGAGAUUUUGGCUCACAAACGCAUUAUCGAAGGUGUUUCCGAGAAAGCCAACGCUCUGAGACAAGUUACCCAAGUUCUAUCGGAUGUUCAUGAAAAAGUCGUUUCCGUAUCGAAAAGAUACGAAAAGUUAAUAGAUACAUCCCAAAAAGGAAUAUCUAACUUAGAAGCAUUGCUCGAUAUUUUUCAACAAUUCCAUGAUCUUCAGAAAGCUUAUCAAGAUUAUCAAAAGCGCCAAUGGGAACGCUUAGCUAAUUAUAACGAUUAUACUGGGAACAAAACUACUCUUCAAGCCAGAUUGGCUAAAGUUAUAGAGAUACAAGACAGUCAAAGCGAAGGUGAGAUGAAGUUGAACGUUCUUGAAGAACAUGUGGUACAAAGUGCGCAUAUUUUACCAUCUCGAUCCCAGGAAUCUAUGGAAAGAGAUUUGGCCAAUCUUAGAUUCGAGAAUAAGAAAUUCGCCACAGCCGUAUGCGAUACGCUACAUUGCAUCGAAGAAAGAAUACAACAAUGGAGUGAAUAUGAAAACUUGUUAGAACGCUUACUUGCUUGGCUUACCGAUGCCGAAACAUCGUUGAAGAAUUAUAGCCUGAAAAACACACUCGAGGAAAAGCAGGAGCAGCUUGAAAAAUAUCAAGAACUACAAAAAGUUGCCGAUUCGCGGAACACGGAUGUGGCAGAACUAGUUGCGCUUGGUGACCAUCUCGAACAAUCAUUGACCGUGAAUCUUCGACAAAAUGAAGCUGAAUUCGAUAAAAUGAGCGACGAUUCGUCGGAAUUGAUGCAGAUUAGUGGCGAAACUAGAUUUUCUGUCAGCGUUCAACAAGUGACAUCACGUUUCCAAUCGAUUCAAGCAACUGCUAAGGAACUCAUAAAGAAAUGUGAACAAGCGGUAAUAGAUCACGCCAGUUACUUGGAUCGUUACAAGCAAUGCUCCGAAUGCCUAGCAAAUGCAAGAGCGUGUUAUCAAUCCACCAAGGAAAAUGCUAGUGGUACUCGUCAAGAGUUGAUUUCGAACGUCGAUACUUUGAAAGAACUUUUAUCUCGUCAACCUUCAUCUACGCUUUUGAUAAAUAGCACCGUCGAAGCUGGAGAACGAUUGUAUCCUACGACCGGCACGGACGGCCGAGAUAUCAUUCGUCAGCAGCUGCUAGAUCUUCAACAAGCCUUCGAAGAACUCUAUGACGCUGUUGCUUCGACCGAACGUGAGUUACAAGCGAAAAUUUCGCGGUGGUCCGGUUUCAACGAAUGCAGCGAGGCCUUCGAAAGUUGGCUGAAGAUCACAGAGGCUCAGUUAAAGCCGGAAAUCGAACUGAAAACUACUCUGGACGAGAAACGCGCCCAGCUGCAAAUCUACCGCACUAUCUUGCACGAUGCUCAAACGCAUCAGCAAAAUCUGCUAGAUUUUCGUGACAAAGCGGAUAACUUACCCGAUCGCACCGAUAGGAUCGACCAAACGCUGAACAGUUUGACAAACAGAUACGAUACGCUAUUAAAACGCGCGACUAAAUUCGUGGAAAGAUACGAAGGUAUAGUAAGUGAUCAUCAGCAAUAUAGCAAAUCUGUUUUGGACACGCACGAAUGGUUGGAUGCCACGCAUAACGCCAUAAAUCUCUGGGGUGACGUGGAGCUGGAGAGAGUGUCUUUACAUACAAACCUGGAUCGUCUAAAAAAUUUGUUAUAUAGUUUGCCAGAAGAUGAGCCGCGAAUUCAGCAAAUCAGGUCUCUGGGUGAGAAAGUAAUACCCGGCACUCUGGAAUCAGGACAGAUAAACAUUCGUUCGCAGAUCGAUUCCUCGCAGCAAGAGUGGGAAGGUCUUAUCUCUGCCGUUAAAUUCACCAUCGAGGCGUUGGAAAACAAGCUUCAACAAUGGAAUGAAUUCGAAACAUUAAAGGAGCGAUGUCUAGUGUGGAUGAGGGACACCGACACAAAGUUACACGCCAUCGAUCUCAAAUCUACUUUGGCAGAGAAGAAAACUCAACUCGAGAAAUUGCGCGCUCUUCAAGGUGAGGUUCGCGCCAAGGAGCUGGAAAUCGACGCUGUCGCCGAGCGGGCUCAGCAGCUUCAUAAGAACAUUACUUCCCGCACUUUCUAUAUAUCAGAGCUGAGUAUCAAAUAUCAACAGAUUUCUAGCAAAGUAAAAGAACUUAAUAACCGUUGGCAUCAAUAUGUCACCACACAUCAAGAUUUUGAUACUCAAUUGGCAGAAUGCACUACGUGGCUAACAGACAUCAAGAAUAAGUUGGCGUAUUGCUCCGAUUUAAGUGCAUCCUCGCAGAAAGAUCUGGAACAAAAGAUGGAUAUCGUGCAAGAUUUAUUAUUGUACAAAGAAGACGGUUUUGCAAAAGUUCAGAGUAUUGUUGAAUUAGCCCAAGCUGUUUUAGCAAACACAGCUCCGGCUGGUCAUCAAACAAUUAAUGAUGCUUUAGCGAAACUUCAAGAACAGUGGAGUGCCUUAGCAUCGAAGAUGUUAGAGACAAAAACGAACUUAGACGAUUCAAUAAAUAAAUGGGCCGGUUUAUUGGAGCAGAUACAAUCUAUCAAUAAUACAGUGGAAUAUAUGCAGGCAUCAGUUGACGAAAUUUCGCAGUUCCAGACUACGAUGUCGGAGAAGAGAAGUCAAUUGGAGCGAAUCAAGGUGCUUGAGGAAAAGAUUCGUUGCGAGAAUAUCGAAGUCGAUGGUCUUAAAUCCAAGGUCAAUGAAAUGAUUGCGAGCAGUCAGCAAAGUUUAGCUGCCUCGCAGGCCCAAGAUAUACUUAACAAAUUUGACGAACUUUUCGAAAAGAUCAAAUCUUUGUUGGCCGAACGGGAAGAACAGUAUAAGGAUCAUCGUCUUUACAAAGAAGCUCAUGACGAUCUCAUCGGUUGGCUUAGUCGGGCUCGCGAGAAAAUACCGUCUAUGAAGCAGAAAUCACUCAGUGAUAAAUUAGCGAUCGAGAACGCAGUAUUGCCACUCGAGAGUUUGUUGAACAAGAAAGCUCAGGGCGAAUUGUUGGUGGAGCAUUUACAACAUACCGGAAAAGUCGCCUGCGCUAGCACCAAUCCCGCUGGGCAAGAAGUUAUCAGAAACGAAAUACGAGCACUUACGGAAAGUUUUGAAGGACUGUUUAAAGAAAUUCAACAGCAAAAGAAUCAACUGGAAGCUACUGUAAGUCAAUGGCGCGACUAUAAGGACGAAUACGAAAGACUCAGCGAUUGGUUGCAACAAUUCGACAUUCUCAUUAAAGCUCAGAAAAAUGCUCUUUUGCCAAAUCUGGAAGAGAAGGAAAAACAAGUGCAGGAAGUGAAAAAAUUGCGCGAUGACCUGACAAAGGGUCAAGAACAGAUCGAUAAAUUCAACAAAACAGCUGGCGGUUUACUUUCAUCUCAUUUAGAUACUUAUGUUAACAAUCAGCUGCGGCAUUUGAAUUCACGUUAUCAGGUGCAAAUGAAUCUUGCCAAAGACGUAUUGAACAAGGUCGAGACCAAUCUGGCUCAACAUCAAGAAUAUGAGACCAAUCUUGAGAAAGCCCGUGAUUGGAUUAAGAAUGCCAAGCAGAUCGUACGUCAAGGAACAGAAGCAGCCUCGAGCAGCAGUCGUGAAGAAUUGCAAAGUAGACUCAACAAGAUCCAGGAACUGUUGAGAAAACGCGAGGAAGGUCAAAAUCUGGUACAUCUAACCGUGAAUUGCGGCGAGAAGAUUAUGAGAAACACUCGAUCGGACGGUCGUGAAGAGAUCAACAUCCAGUUGAAGGAGAUUCAAAACGACUGGGAGCGACUGGUAAAGAAAAUCUCAACCACAAAGGUGCAUCUUGAGACGAGUCUGUUACAAUGGGCGGACUACAGUUCCUCAUAUUUGCAAUUGCAACAAUGGAUCAACGAUCGCGAAGCCAAGCUACAGCAGGUAUGCGAACAGAAAGUCUCCAAAGCUCGAAAAGGUUUAGCUGGAUUGAGUUCUUUGGCGAUUGGAGAAAGAAAAGCGAAUUUACGACAAACGAACAGUAUUGUGCAGGAUAUCGUGGCAUUCGAGCCUAUAAUUCAGUCAGUCGCCACGAAGGCUGAAGAUUUGCAACAGGCAACGCCGGCUACGGAAAUCUCGAUUAAAUAUGAGACUUUGAGCAAGCAAGCUCAAGAACUGUACGCAAAGCAGAAAGAGACUGUCGAGCAGCAUCAGGCCUUCAUCGACAGUGGCAACGAAUUUGUUCAAUGGAUACGGGCAGCCAAAGAGAGACUCAGCAAGUGCUCAGAGCCUACAGGAGACAAGGAAUCCUUGGCCAGUAAAAUCACGCAGCUCAAAGUUUUACAAAGUGAAUGUUCCGAAGGCCAGAAAAAAUUAGAAAAAGCUCUGGAACAAGGUAACGCUGCCUGUCAAAUUGCAGAUGCUGAAGACAAAGAGAUAAUUGAGGAAGAAGUGGCAAUAUUACAAGAAGAAUACGAUAACUAUGUAGAUUCGUUGAAUAACACGAAGAGUUUGCUCGAAGUCGGCAUAGUAAAGUGGACGGAAUAUGAAGAUCAAUUCUCCGAAGCUACAGAGUGGCUUACGCAAACUGAGCAAUUAGUUCAAACGUUUAAUAAAUUACAGGACAGUCUUGAAGAAAAGAAAAAUGUUCUCGAACAAUUCCAAGUUCAUUUACAGACAUUGUUUGAUUGGCAGAAAGAAUUAGACCGCUUAAAUAUGAAAGCUCAAAUUCUACUGGAAACAUGCGCCGAUACGAGAAUUUCUAACGCCAUAACGCAACUCACCACUAAAUAUAAUGCACUGCUAUCUCUCGCUAAGGAAAUAAUGCGGCGAUUGGAAUUGCAUUAUCAGGAGCAUCAACAACACAAUACUUUGUAUCAAGAAUGCCAAGAUUGGAUUGAGCGCACACGAGACAAAUUGAACGAAUGCAAAAGCAUUCCCAGUACAUUGACCGAGGUUAACAAUAAGUUACACACAUGUAAAGCUAUUCGACAGACAUUGGAGCAAGGGCAGAACAAAUUGCGUUACGCUUUGGAAUUGAAAGAGAAAGUCAUCAUGAAUACCGAACAAAACGGUGCGGCAAAAAUUCAAGAAGACACUGAAAACUUGAAGAGCGAAUUUGAUAAAUUAUUGGCCGACGUCGAAGAUGUUAGACAAAAAUUGUCAGCAAGAACGAGUAUGUUGGAGGAACUCAACAAGGUUCACCGACUCAUCUCGGAUUGGUUAGAAGAAAUUGAAGGCAAAGUUCAACCAGGAGACGUAUGCAGAAACGAUCUCAGCGAAAAACGCGCUCUGUUGGAAAAAUAUAAGAUUUUGCAGAAAGACAUUUACAGUUAUGGCGAAACAGUAGAUCAUUUGAAGACUCAUCUUAAUGAGAACCCUAGCAUAUCGAAAAGUCCUUACGAAUCGGCUAUCAAUAAGUAUGACAACUUGAAGAAAUUGAUUUCCGAAAAGAUUCGUAACUUGGAGAAUCAAGUCAAGGAUCAUGAAAGAUUCCAACAAGCUCUGAACGAGAUAAAUGAUUGGGAGCGUCACACAAAGGUCGAACUUCAGCAAUAUAGCGAUACUCACGGCGAAAAAGAACAUAUUAUCGAACGAGAAAAUAAAGUCAACCAGAUUAUCUCGUCUCUGCCAAAGGGCGAUACUUUGAUCUCGAAGAUGCUGGAGUUAAGCGAUGUCGUGAUCUCUAAAACAGGCCCCGAGGGUCAAGAUUCCAUCAAGCAGGACAUGAAGCAAAUACAAGCGGACUGGAAAUCUUUGCAAGCGCAAUGUUAUGAUUCGCAACGUACUCUUGCCAACUGUAUCUCAAGCUGGUCCCAGUUCACGAACGCGUUGGAUGGCAUGAAGCGAUGGAUAGAUCAUUUUCAGAAAAAGAUCAUUGACGAACAGGCCAAAGAUAACAAUACUCCGGACGAUUUAGAGCGUUGCAAACGUUUCAUGGAGGAGGCAAUUAAACAGAAACCAGUCUUAGAGAACCUUAAUGACAAAUGUGAAGCUUUGUUGGAAAUUAGCGCUUGCAGUUGGGCGCGAGAUAAGACGGUACAAUUGCAGUCCGCAUAUAUGUCUCUUCUGACUGACGUACAAGGUCUUGUCUCGAAGGUCGAAAAGAAUUUGGCGGAUCAUACCGAAUUUUUGAAAGCCAAAAAGGAGAUGGAAGAUUGGCUACGCACGGCUUACGGUUCAGUAGAAGAUUGCGUCGGUGUAGGAGACACGGCUUGGGCAAAGGAUAAAUUAGAAACCUUAAAGCUGGUUGCGACACGCGUGACGGGAGGUCAACAUCUAUUGUCAACAUUGCAGAAUGCCUUCACAAAGGCAAUUAACAUAGCCCUUCCAGAGCAACAGGAUCAAUUACGAUCAGAUAUGGCUAAUUUACGUUCCAGUUGGGAACAAUUGAGCAUAGAUCUCAAUACGGUUCAAGCGAAAGUAAAAUCUGUUUUGAGUCGCUGGGAGGAUCACGCAGACGCUCACAAUAGAUUUGCAAAAUGGUUAGAGGAGAACGAGAGUGUUGUAAGAAAUUUUUCAGACACAAAGGGCGAAUUCGGCGAGAUGAAAACAAUGCUUGAACGAUACAAGCACAUUCAGGAAGAGGUUUGUGAUAGAAAAUCCGACUUAGAUCACUUAAUGGCAGAAGCAACGGAAUUAUCAACGUGGGCAAAGAACGACAUGAUAUUGAAUGAAACAAAACAGCUGCUAGAUCGAUGGAAGGCGUUAAGCGAUCUUGUCGAUGAGAGGAAAAAGUUAAUAGAAAACGAAAUACAGGAAUACAAUGCAUAUCACGUGGCUCUGCAGGAAACGGAGAAGUGGCUGUUGCAGAUCUCUUUCCAACUGAUGGCACACAAUUCUCUCUACAUCACUAACAAAGAGCAAACAAUCGAGCAAAUCAAGCAGCACGAAGCAUUAUUAACUGAAAUCCAGAAGUAUCAAGAAGUAUUAGACGAACUCAAGCUGAAGGGUCAUGGUCAAAUAAAUCGAUAUGUUGAUGCAAAUCCCGCUAUUAAAUCGACUAUAGAAACGCAAUUGCAGAACGUACAGGAUAGUUACAAUUCUCUAUUGAAUACCGCUCUGCAAAUCAAGAACAGGUUAGCGGAGUCUCUAGCCAAGUUUCAGGAAUAUGAGAACAUUUUGGAGAGCAUUAUGAAGAACCUAGACAUGCAUGAGACGGAAAUGAUUCAGGAACUGGAUACUCCGUUAGAUAACUUGACUUCUGCCGAGCAAAGCCUCGAAACUGCUCGCACUCUGCACAAUAAACUACAAGCCGAGAAAGCUCGAUUAGCAUUAGCAGUGGAAGCUUGCGAAGCUGCGGCGACAUGCGUUUCUAGACCCGGAAGUCCUCUCGAUGCUCCACCUAUUCAAGUUCCUGCAAGAGAAGUCGAAGUUAGAACAAGACUCGACGAUCUCAUCGAUCAGAUGCAAACGCACUUAGCAAAUGUGAUGAAAACUGUAAACGAGCUCGAGGAACAAUCACAUCAGAAAAAAGCGCUUCGUGUUUGGAUCAAUCAGCAACGAGCUCUCUGUGCUGAAUGGAAAUCACGACCGGCAAAAUUGCGAGCGGAGGCUGCCCAGUCCGAAUUGCAAGCGAUGAAUGAGUUACUCACCAACGUGUGCGAACGUCGCACUCGUGCAUUAACAGAAUUAUCGAUUCAAGAUAAGGACCAGGACAUCGAAGAGGGAUUGAAUAAGCUAGAGGCUGAGUUGAUCGAUGCCAUCGCAGGAAAGCAAGCGGCGCAAGAUUUCAUUCAAAAAUACAGAUCGCAAGUACAGGAUAUCCAAGCAUGGUUCGACAGUCUGUCAAAAAAGGUCGAUGUAAUCGAGAAAGGUAGCGGAUUGACUAUCGACCAAAAGAUCUCGAAUCUCAAGGACAUCACGGCCGAGUUCGAGUCUCAAGGACCGGAGAAACUGGCGGAAGUCAAGAAACUAGGCGAUCAAGUAAUGGACUCGGUUAGCAAUUUGGACUCUCAGCAGAUCGAAGAGCAAAUUAAGUCAGUAGAAAGGCGCUACGCGGAUAUCAGCAAGAAGCUGCAAAGAAAAGCCCAGAUUCUGGAUAUGACAGUGCAAGGUAUCGAAGCUACGAAGCGAGAGAUCGAGGAGAAUCGCGAAUGGAUUGAGCAAAAGAAGCAGCAGGUGAAGAUGCCUGAGCUGCUCGGCUUCGAAAGCAAGCAGGCAGAAGAAAGAAUCCUCGCUCUUAAAGCGAUGCUGAAAGAAGCGGAUGGAAAGCAACUGAUCAUAGAUACGCUGGAAAAAAGAGUCGUUAAUAUGCAAAACGAAUUGGAAACUAGCGAGCAACAACAAUUAGAAGCUGAUACGAGAACUUUACGCGGCGAGCAAAUUGAGUUAUGCGCCAUUUUAAGGGAAGAAAUAUCAACAGUUAGCAUAGCGGUUGAUACACGUCGCAAAUUAGAAUCUGACAUCGAACAAGCUCGAAAUUGGAUAAGAUCCAAAGGCAACGAUCUGAAGAAACUUAGCGGAUAUUUACCUCUGAGAGCUUCGAAGGUUGAGCAAGAUAUCAUACAACAUAGCAAACUAGAAGCGGAUAUCGAUUCUUUUAACGAAGGCACUCUUAAAGACAUUCUUAAACAAGGGCAUAACUUACUAAAGGAUUGCAACGCAGAAAGUCGCGUUAAACUUCAGGCUCUCUUGGACGAUCUAAAUAAGGAUUACGAGGAGUUAAAGAAAGAGGCGAAAGAAAAACAAGCCUCCUUGGCAGAUCUUCUUCAGGGUCGCAAAGCCUUCGAGAAUGAAUUUGACAAAUGUCAACGAUGGGUCAAGGAAGCUGAAGUGGCUACGUCUUCCGAGUUGCGACCUUCUAGUCUUGACAUUCUACAUGAACAACUUGCUAAGUAUGAUCGAUUAAAAAAAGAGGCGCAAGAAUAUGGCGAGGACAUAGAAAAGAUAAAUCAACAAGGAAAAUCAAUCUUGCCGACCGUGAGUGACGCGGAUAAACAGGAACUGAGCGAGCAAUUGAAGAACAUGAAGGAAGCUCACGGACGAGUGGCAGGUGUAAUCAACGAUAGAGCGAUCGCGCUUCAAAAAAGUAUAGAUGAAGCUGAAGAAGCUGCCGCGCGAGUAGCGGAGGCAAUUCAAUUCAUGGCAGAUAUUCAGAAAGAGCUUCACGAGCUGAACAAGCCCAUAGGUGCUCGUAUAGAAGACGUGGAAGGAAUGUUGACUGCUUAUGAAAAAAUUCUCGACGACCUCAAAGCCAACAAGGCAAAAUUAUUCGAUCUUCAAUCCACUAACGUUGGAGAUCUACAUGGCGUACUAGCUCAACAGGAUGACCUAAUAAGAGCUCUCGAAGCGCAAAUAGCGAAACUUCGUCAAUUGCUACUAUUACGACAACAAUUUAUCGCCUUAAUCGCAGAAAUUACUACUUUUAUUACCAAAUAUACUGAAAUUGUUCGCGAUAUCGAGAAAUCCGGGCAAACAACAGAGGAGAAAAUUAAAAAAUAUGACGACGCUAUACUAAAGAUUCAGGAAUGCGAAGCCACUCUUGCAAGCGCGACGGACAAGGGACAGCAAAUAGCGGCGGAAGGUUCAGUCGUGGACAGGAACAACGUGACAGAGCAGCUUCAGUCGUUAAAGCAACAAUUACAAGCCCUCCGAAGAGCAGUAGAGACACAAAGGGAACAACACGAGCUGGCAGCAGCCGAGCAUAGAAGACUCGCUAAUGAACUGGCCGACAUCCUCGACUGGCUUGAGAGUAAAGAGAAGGAAGUCAAGUCUAGACCGCUUCUGGCGAGGGAUUCGACCAGCGUCGAAGCAGAAUUGAAAAAACACCAUGCCCUUUGUGCCGAUGUGAACGAGUAUCUCGAUAGGAUCAGAAAUUUGAAGCAAUCGGUACGACAUGAAGAAGGAAUGCCUGGAUCAUUGAAGGAAAUGUUAAGCGAGGCAAUGUCUCUGGUGACGUCCUUACCGCGAGAGAUGGAAGAGCGGGGAAAUUAUCUCGAGAAUAAUAUGCAGAUGAGAUUGGAUUAUGCCGUUCUUACCGAUAAGCUUCAUAAUUGGGUUCGCGAAGCUGAAAUUCGACUGGAGAGUAACAAGGAAGGUCUCGAUUUUGAAAACAUUUUUAAUGAUCUGGAAGAGCACAAGAUAUACUUUAGCACCGAAUCUUCGAUACGUGAACUUGUAUCGCAACAAAUCCAACAAGCCGCGGAUAAAAUCUGGCCUUCUUUAGACAGUUACGAGCAAGAGGAGCUGAGUGCUCAGCAACAACAGCACACUCAAUUAUUGAAAAAUACCCUCAAUACGGCUAAAUCGCAACGUUCACGUUUAGAACAAGGUGCAGAGAUGUGGAGAGAUUAUACGCAGAGCUUGGAACGUGUUCGUUCUAUUAUUAGUAGGACCAGAUUUACGGAUGAACCAGUCACUACAUUAGCUGGAUUGCAAUUCAAUAUUCAAAAAAUUACGCAUGUCUUGAAUGACAUCCAGAAUCAGCAAUUUGAGCUAGAUCUUUUGAACGAGCGUGGACAAGAGGUUCUUCAACUUGCAGACACCAAUAAUAAAAAAGCCAUAGAAUUGCAACUUUCAGAGAUCAGUUUAGAAUGGCACGAAUUAAUAUCAGGUUUUGAAGGACGUAGGAAUGCUCUCGAUGCGCUUUCACAGCAUUGGGAAGAUUUGGAAACGCAAUGGGCUCUAGUCGAAACGCGAUUAACUGCAAUCGAGGAGAAGAACAAACUUAUAGAUACAGUGAUACGAUCGAAGCAACAUUUGCACGAUACCGUUAAAGCAUUGGAAGAACUCGUAACGGAAACUGAAAAACUUAAACCCGCAACGGAAGAAGUGAGAAGCUCGGCAGGAAGUGUACUCGCGUAUCUCGCAGCGUUUUCAGAAGCGUCGGCACGAAAUCUCGAGGAACGCCUCGAAAAACUACAAAAAUCCACCGACUUACUCGUUGGCUCGCUUCGUGGCAAGUCCAAAAAGGCGAGCGAAGAUUUGGAAGCGCUCGAGAACAUCGAGCGUGAGAUCGAGCGCUUGCGGAAACGAUUAAACGAGGCGCGCGAAAGCGCCUCGAGCUUGUACAUUUACGGCAUUGAUCAAGACGCAAUCGAGGCUGAACUAGGCGACUUGCAUUCGCAAGUCGAGGACUUCAUCGACACUGCGAAGAAGUUCUCAGGAAGCAUUAAGGCGCGGUACCAAGCUAGCCAGCAGCUGGUACCGAGCGACAUUACCCAGCAUCUGACUGCACUCGAACUCUGUGCCGAGGCAACAGCACAGGCGAUGGAGGAAAAACAGAGAGAUCAGAAACGUGCCAGGACCACCAGAUCGGACUAUUUGGCCGACGUGGACGAGGUGCAGGCAUGGAUCCAGCAGGCUGAACUUAAAGUACAAAACAGAUCGAUCGAACCGGCCGUCCUCAGGGAGCAUCUCAGACAGAUACAAAAUGAGCUGGGCACGAUUAGCGACAAGCUCGAACGACUGACGAAAAACGGGCAAACUAUCAUUAAGAACACGAGGGAUGACGCUGAGAAAGAGCUGAUCAACAGCACAAUCAACAAUCUCUCCGAACAGCUGGCGCAGGUCAAAAGCUGGCUGGAGGAGAAGAAACAAAUUGUGGGCGACACCCUAGACGCCUGGCAGAGGUUCCUCACUCUUUAUGAGGACGUUAAAGCAUGGACGGAGGAAAAGAAACAGUUUCUAGUCGAGCCGCUUAAGCUCAGCACUCUUGUACAAUCCAGACAAAGACUGCACGAAUAUUCGACGGCGGUCAAGAGCUGCAAGCAAGUAAAUAAAAAUCUUAGCGAUAUGAGCAGAGAAUUAGAAAAUAUCGGUCAGGUAACUAGCGUAGGCGAUCUGCCGGAAAAGUUGGCUGAGGCAGAAGAGGGCAAAGUACAGGUCGAGGGUCAGCUAUUGGAAAGGAAUGCAUUGCUGCAAGAGGCCAGUGAAGAAUGGGAGCAAUGUGAGAGGAAGAUGAAGGAUGCGCGAAAUUGGAUGGAGAAGGCCAAACAGACACUGGAGUCGCCGCAGAACAAGAAGAAAUCGUUGCGCGAUCAGCAUGCAAUCCGCGAGAAAAUGCUUAGCGACAUUGCGAUUCAAAAGACGAAGAUCACAAUCUCGGUAGAGAAGCUCGAGGUGCAUUUUAGGUCCGGUAUCGGCGGUGAUAACCGAGUCAGAAACACCGCUGAUGAUUUGAUCGCCGAACUCAACGCCCUUCACAAUACCGUCAAAGAACAAACGAGUUCUUUGGAAGUCUGUUUAGCACAGAUAGAUCAAUAUCAACAGGAAAUUCAACAAUUGAGACAAUGUAUCGUGCAGGUGGAGCAACAGCUGAGAACAGUACUCAGCCCGACGUACAUGACGAACGAUCGAGAAAAGGCUUUCCAAGAACAACAGCAGAGCCUGCAGGAACGGAUGGAAGAUUGGAAGCAACGCAGCAAAACACUGCUGGAUCAGAUAUACGCGGUAGAUCCGUACUACGUAUCUUCAAACGAAUACCGGCUCAUCGGUCAAGCCUCGUAUGCCGAUAUCGCAGCGGGACGUACUAGUCCGAGUUCGAGAAACUGUAGUCCGUACAGACAACAACGAGACGUUACUCCUUCUACCACGGUCACGCAAGUAUUACGACCUGCGCUUAUACGAGUUCAGAAGUCGACUGUAGAAUGUCUUCCAUUAAAUGAAGCACAAGUGUCAAAAACACAAAUUCAGGAAAGUGACCUGGACAAACCGAAGACGCAACCGCAAACCAAAAUGCAGGCACAAUGCGUGCAGACCGUGGACGAUCAAGCUACAAUCGGAGUGGAAGAGAAUCAACAAGAUGUAUCCGAAGUCCUUGUUGAAUCGCACGUAACUCAUCGAGGACGAUCGCCUACGCGGAGGUUGAACUCGUCUAAUGCGAGAGACCCGAAGGCGAUGGUGAUUCAAGAGGAAGAAGUCGACAGAUAUAACCAUCGUCGAUUUAGAGUGACUCCCAGGCAAGAAGCGCGAGCAGAAUCCACAAGAAACACAUUGGCACCACAUGAAGAACAAAAAGGACGUUCGCUCAGUCCCAUGUGGGUCCCCGGUUCCACUUCUUAUGCUGAUAUUCUUCGCGGAAAUAUGCAAAUGACGCAGGCUAACACUUCUUUUGCGGAGCCAUCCAGGCAAGACAUGGUUCCUUUAUCCGGAGAAUCUUCACGAUCUUCGCGUGGUCGAACUCAAUCUCCUCGCACGGAACAAGUCCCUGUGAACUUCACCGUAAACGUAGACGAAUCUCAACAAAUCACCGAAGCUUCGCAAGUCGCACCAACGCAAGAGACGCAGGUAGAAAACGUACAAAUCGCGGAGGCUCACUGUCAAUCUCCUGAAAUUUCCGCGAUGAAAGUAGAAGAGCAAAGCUAUACCGAAUCCGGGCCGAGUAACUGGGCCGACAAAGAUUUGGAAGAUAUGCUGCAACACGUCAAGCCUUAUGAGAACGUGCAGAGACAGCCAGUCACCGAGACAGUGCAGUCAACCGAGAUGUACGAUUACAUGGUACCGGAACCGAUGCCGAAGUUAAUAGGUUUUAUCGGGUCUCAGCUCAGAACGUAUCCGGUGAGUUCGUAUGUUUAUGCAUCUUCCGGUCAUCAACAAGUGCAACAACUCGAUACUACAAACUUGAAUCCUUAUAAUAACAGCUCUUUGACUUACGCACCAGAGCACUAUGUAGUGCAAACUUCAUAUCUUCCAACACCAGAUAUUUAUCAACAAACUCCGAUGCAGCAACAAUGUUCCGUUAACGACACGAGAAACGAGAUUCCGAUGUUGGUAGAAAAACCUACUGAAGUACCAGUAACUAAACAAGAUAUUCUUCAAGACGCGAUUAUAACUGAAUCUAUCGAUACGUCUAAGCAGGAAGAGUCUGUAAAUACCUCGGAAAUUUCUAUCAAAACAGAAGGAAAAGAUACGUUAUCUUUGAAUAAUAUCGAAUCCAAAGCGCAAAUCUUUUCUUACGCACAAAUACUCUCACAGGGACUCAGCCCACGCAUUACUUCAACACAUAUCAUCAAUAAAUCGCCGACCGAGGAUCAACAGAAUAAGGAACAAUCCUCUCUAUCGUUCCGCGAAUUAUCGCCGUUGCAGGAACCGAAGUGCGAGCAAGAUUCGAUUCCGAAAUCCAAGCAAUUUCAACAAUCUAAAAAGAACGACUGGGACAUGAUAAAAAAACGGGAGAUCAAAAAGAGGCAAUCGAGUGAUAAAACUGAACAAAUAGAUGAGAAAAAAUCUCGAAAGCUUGUUGAUAAGCCAAUCGAGAAACAGAAAAAAGAAAAAUUAAACCCGUCGAAACAAUUGGAAACGCGAGACGAAUCUAAUAUCAUCAGUGAUAGUUCAGAAAAGAAUAAAAGAGAAGAAAAACCAGUGCAACGAGAAAAACAAAUAACUGAUUCUAAAGAUAUGAAUCUGCUGCAAGAAAAGAAACGUAAGCAGAAGAAGAAAAAGGUAGAUAAAUCUGUAGGAGACGAAAUUGACAAAGCUCUCAAAGAGAUCGAGGAUAUGGAUAAAGUAAAAUCUCAGAGAGAAAAAUUUAAGGAGCAAAUUGAAGAACAAAACAAAUCUCAAAAUUCUGCUAACGAGACGCUGGGAAAAUGUAAAGAUGAUGUUGACAAAAAACGGAGAAAAUUUGGCGAAACAUCCAUUAAAUCAAGAAAGUCUAAAGAAAUAACGAAAAUAAAAGAAAACACACCGCUCGAACAAGCUACAUUGCAAAAUCAGAUCAAUGCAAGAGAUCAAUGUAUUUUGAAAGAUAACGCGGAUAAAGAGAAUACAAAAGAUGUGAAAAUUUUAAAUUCUAACGGCGAAGAGAAAGUCCAGAAAGAUAUUUCCAACGAAAUGUUAAAAGACCAGUCUCAAAUCGAUAUCCAUAUAUCUGAUAAUUCUGACAAAUGCGAUAUUAAAACAAAACAUAAAAAUAAAACAGACAAAAAUACAAAAAACAAAGAACAAAGCGAAAAAUCUUCAGAGAAUAAAGUCCAAAAGCAAUCCGAUGCUCUAAGUGAUAAGAGAAAUGAUAAAACGAAUAUUGUCGAUGAAAGCAAUAUAACAGAAACUGUAAAACUGUCAGUCGCUCACAAUAUCGAGUUGGAAAACGAGAAAUCAAAUACGAUAAAAAUUGAAAGCACAAAAAAACAGAAAGGUGCUUCAAAAAAAGAGAAAAAUAAAACGAAGUCGAAGAAAUCAGAACUGGAUGCAGAGAGUAAUGAUAAAAAUCGAGAAAAACUUGAGAAUGAUACUAAAGAAAUAAUCGAUGAUAAAAGUCUGGAAUCUAUUGAACCAGUAAUUGAUACCGAAAAGAAAGAUUCUAAAUUAAAGGCACUUGAUACCGCGGCACUUGAUAAAGUAAAUAGCAACGCGAAAGGUAAAACUAAUUCUAAAAAGAAAGACAAAGCUUCUAAAAGCAAAAUGAAAUCUGAGGUCGCAAUCGAUCAUACAUUAUCAGUAAAUCCGACAAGCAAAGUUCUAGAUGAAACUAAAAUAAGUUUGAAUAAUACAGAAAUCGAAAAACCAAAAAAUCAAGAAAUUGAUAUUCCAAAAUCAGAACAGAUAAUCGAAGCUGAAAUUGCAGAGAUAAUAGAAAUAAUCGAUAAUCUUACAAUUCAAUCAAAAGAAAUCGAAUUGCCACCUAAUACAGUCCCGCAAACACAAGAUAUAAUACAAACUAAUAUUAUAUGUAAAAAUGAUGAAACAAAUUAUGAUCGAAAUAAAGCUGAAGAAUUGACAGAGGAUAAAAAACUAGAACAUUGUCAUGCAAAUGCUGAAUUAGGAGCAGAAAACCUUAUGAGAGAAAAUUCAGAGACAGCAGAUACGAUGGAUGAGAAAAAAGCUAUUAAUAGUCAUAUUAAAAUGAUUGAAAAAACUGAGAAACGCGAAACAGAGAAAUGUCAAAUGAAAACGGGGAAACAGAAGAAAUCUCAAAAAACGAAAUUUAAUACUCAAGAUAAAAAUAAAAUAAGCAAAGAUGAUAUUAAAACACCACGGCUUGUUGAAAGCGAAAAUAAAUCUGUUGGAAAAAAAGACGAACUUAAUUCCGAAUCAAAACCUUCAAGUGCAUCUACGAUAGAAAAUUUCGUCCAAUCUAUAGAAAAAACAAAUGUGUCUGAGCAUGUAUUAGUACCCGAUAACAGUUGUCUUAUUCAAUCAAAAACGGAUGCCGAAAAUAACUUUGAUUUGAAAAUAGACGAAAGAGAAAAUGCAACGCCUUGCCAAGUUAAUAAACGCGAGCCAUCUCUUUCUAAGAGUAAGAAAAAGAACAAGUCGAAGGGCAAAACUGUCAUUCAAUCUACUGCAUCAACACCUAAUAUAAAAUCUACAGAAAAAUCUGAAUUGACAGAUGUGGAUCAGACUGCAGUAAGUGCAAUCGUCAAGCCAGUUAUAUCAAUAAAGGAAGAUGUACAUAACAAAACUAUGGAGUUUAUCAAAGAUACUGAAAAAUCAGAAGCAGUCUCUUUGAUUACAGAAGUUAUAAAAGAGAUUUCGGAGCCAGCAAUUUGUCCUAAACAAGAAGAAUUAGGCAAAAAUCCAUCUUCGCCUACAAAAAUUGAUAAUGUUGAGACCGAAGAGACGCAAGAAUUAUUAAAAAACACUGAAGCUGAGUUCGAUUCUAAAGUUUCGAGCGAUUCGGUCGACGAGGCUAAAAUACAUGAGCAACACAAGGAAAAUAUACAUAAUAAUAAUUUAGAAUCCGAACAAUUGCCAUCAACAGGAAAGGCUUUGAUCAUAGAGAAAACGGUUAUUACCGUAACCACUACCAGCACGAGUAUUCCAGGAUCGAUAAAAAUCACACCUGCCAAUAUCAAGUCCGUUAAAUCGGUGGAGAUUUUAGAAAAUAUACCCUUACCCAAAAUCGUAGGUUCAAAAGUCACCGAAUUAAUCACUUUGCGUCCUGAAACCGUAGAGGCUAGUCUCACCACUACUUACGCUAGGGUACCGAACGAUAUUCCCGUUUGUAGUUGUCCGGAACAAUCAGAUCAGACAAUAAAUUCCCAAACAAUAGGUUUAAUUUCCGCGAGUUCCACCGAUAACAUAAUGACAUCCGAUGAAUCAGCUCCGUUCGAUAGUAUGCAAGAUAGGAAGGUUUGCCCGGGCAUUUCAGAAAAAUUCCAUGACGCGCCGAUGAUCAUUGCGCUUGAAGAUAAAAAAGGAGAACUUGUUGCUCAUUUAGAUGAUAACAUAGAAAGACAGGAAGGAUCAAUUUUAUUAAAUGAAUUCACAAUUGAACAGGAAAAUAUCCGUCAAUCAGAUAUAAAAAUUUCUGAAGAGGAACGCGAGACAGAUAAUAUGAAAAAAGAAGAGACAUUCUCCGGUGAUAUUAUUUCACAGAAUGAUAAUAUUAUAAAAAGUCAAAAUAUUAAUAAUUCUGUCGAAACAGAUAAUACUACGGUAAUUACUAAAAUUAAUCAAGACGUAUCAUGUAUUGCAAAUAUGAAAAACAAAGAAUUAGAAGAAAAUGAAGUAGAAAAAAAUAAAGUCAAUGUCGAAACUCAGAGUAACCAAGAAAAAGCAGUAGAUGAACAAACAGUUAUAAACAUUAGUAAAAUAAAAAGCGAGAAUAUACCCGAAAAUAUAAAAACAAAGAAGCAAAUAAUACCUGAUUAUUUCUUAGAUGUUAUUAAACCUUAUGCCAUGGAUCGUCACGCUUAUAAUAACGCAGAAAGUAAUUUUUAUCGCCAUUUCAAAAUAGUUAAAAUAAUAAAAGAGGUUCAAUCACCCGCUGCUGUAAUUCCAACAAAAUCAGAAAAUAUAGAAAGAAUUGUACAAGAAUCAGUAAUGAAACCUAAAUCUGAGAACCGAGAAAUAUCUGAAAUUAAUUCCAGAAGACAUGCUCUUAUCAUAGAGACAUCAAAAUAUCCGAUCAGCAGUUUUUACGAAAUUGAGUCACAAUGGAUUAAAGAUAAAUCCAUCUCUGAAAAAUCUAUAUCUGUAUCAACUGAUGACUCCGAUUUAAGAAAUUCUGCAGUAGAAAAGAUUGAACAAACUAUUGAAAAGAAAAUGCCAAUAGAUGCAGUGUCAGCCGAAGAAAUUCGACAACCAAAUAUAACAUUAGUUAACACAACUGCUAAUACUAUAUCAGUCACUGAUAUAACAGAAGAUUUAAAUGGUACUAGCAUCGAUUCAACAUUACAAGAAAUUAGCAAAAUUACAGAAUUAAAUGCAUCACCUGUUGAAAAAAUCAGUGAUAAUCAAUUGAUAAAUGCUGGAGCAAUAACAGACACAAAUAUACAAAUAGAAGAAGCUGUUAUGAAAGAUAAUAUUAAAACCGAACAAGAAUUAUUAGAAAUUAAAACAACACCAAUAGUGGUAUCAUCUAUAAAUCUGAAAUCUGAUGAUGCUUGGAUUGAUCUUCUUGAAGAGGAAAUAAUACUUGAUGACGAUUUUGACGUUCCAGAAACUCAAACAGUAACUGAUGUCACUCUCGAUGAUCAAAUUAAAAAGACAGAAGAAGAGAUUGAGAAGGAAGAACCAAUUAUUGAAAAACAAGAAGAAAAGAUUGAAGGAGAGAUUGAGAAAAAAGAACAAAUUAUUGAAAAACGAGAAAAAGAGUUUGAGAAAGAAGCAAAAAUUGAAAAACCAGAAGAAAAUGUUGAAAAGAAAGAAAUAAUGAUCGAAAAACAAGAAGAAAAGAUUGAAAAAGAAACGAUAAUUGAAGAACGAGAAGAAAGAAUUCAGAAGAAAAAAGAACAAAUUGAAACCUUAGAUAAUGCAACUCAGAUAGAAACUGCUGUUAAAGAUGAAUAUCAUAUUGCCAUAGAAGAUAUUCAGAAUAAUAUUUUGUAUACGGAAAGCAAGAAGCAAAGCGAGAAAAUGAAAAACCAAUCAAAGAGAAAAAAGGAAUCAAAGCAUAUUAAAGAUGCAAAAGCUAAAGAUUAUGCAAAGAUUAAAGAUGGAUCUAAGAAACAAAAUGACGUCGAAAUUAAAAUAGAUACUACUGACAGCGGUUUAUCACCAGCACAAAGUAAUCUAGAAAAACAUGAAACAUUGAAGAAAAUAACUGAACCUAAUAUAGAAAAAUCUUUAACAGCGGAUGAACAACAGUCUGAAUCAUCCAAAGAUAAUGCAAAAUUGAAAGAUUUAAACGAAUCUAUAGUGAAGCAAAAAGUGCAUGAUACUAUUGACGAAGCACACAAAAAACCGUUAUCCAAAUUCGAAGAACAUAAAUCAAAAUCUAGUAAAAAAUCUAAGAAGCAAGUGGAAAAGUCUGCAAUUAUACUCAAGGAGAAAUUAGCAACGUCAGAACACCAAGAUAACACGAAGGAAAAUCACAAUAACGUACUUUCUAAAACGACGGAAAUCGAAUCGAAUGUACUUGGAGCAUCAUCGAUUGUACAAAAACAACAAGAAUCAACAGAGAAUAAUGUGCCUAAAUACGACAGUUCAUUAAAUUCGAAUGUCAAAUCGUGGGCAACCAUCGUUGGUACCACAGAAACAACUGUUUUGGAAGGCGAUUCUUUGAAUACUCAAACAUCCACUAUUAGUUGUCAAGAUGCAAUAGAUAAUGCUAAGAAUAUUGUAGAACAACCACAAGCAUCAGUCGUGCAUAAUUUAUGCGAAAUUUCAUCAAAACAAGAUAUCCACUUCUCUCCAUUAGAAAAACAAACAAGUAAAGAUGUUAGUGAGGAAUUAAAAGCAACAACGACAGAUGAAAUUAUCAAACCGAUUGCGGAAAAAUCUAUUGAAUCAAGGAAACAGCUUAAAGAAGGCAAUAAAUCUUAUGCGCAAGUCGCAGCCUCUUCUCGACGAACUCCUCCCCAGACUUCUCAAGAAGAAAUAUGCGCUGAUCUUAACACACGUAUAAUUGAACCUAUUCUUUUAAAGCCUGAUGAUAAAGCGAACAAUGCAAAAAUAUCCACUUCCGACGAGAUGCAUGAAAAUAUAAAUACAGAAAAAUUAUUAGAGCAGGAUAAACAAGUUGAUAAAAUAAUGGUGCAUCAAUCUCCUGACCAACAAACGAGUAUAGUAAAGCCUAUUUCCCAAAACGUAUCAAUUCCUUGGGUAGAAGAAAUAGAGAAAGAAGCAUCUCUUUCGUCUACUUGUGUUAAUCUUACUGGUUUAAAAGAUGACGAAACGUGUAUGAAAGUAGAAACAAAUACAUGGGCUGCAAUAGUUGGCAAAAAAUCCAUAGAAUUGCCAGAAGUUAAUAGCGUUCCUAGUCUCGGGCAAAAUCUUCAUAAGGAACAGACUGCAGAACAACGGCCUUCGGCGCAGGUCCAAAUUUAUGUAGAGGAGACCCUCGAACAAAAGCCGAUAGAGAAUUUGAUUCAAGUAGACGAACAAGGUUUCAUGGAAUUUGUUAAACGAAAAGAAUUGCGCUCCAGACGUUCUAGAUCGCGUUCUCGAAGUGCUAGACGAAAUGACGGACACUCAGUUGUAGAAAUUUCAGAUUCGGACAAGAAGAUUAAAACGUCAAAUGUAGAAUCUGAAAAUAUUAAAACCGAGAAGAAGAUUGAAGAUAAGAAUAAGGAGCCUACACAAAAACAUGAUAAUGAACAAAAAAUAAUCGAUGAGGAGAGCGACGAAUUGGCAAAUAUUAUUAAAAAAGAUGUUGUGCAAGAACUCGCUAAACCAUCUAAAAAGAUGAAUGCAUCUAAAAAUAAAAAUACAGUUAAGCAGCAAAAAGAUUUGCAUAAGCGUAAGAAAGAAAGUGAGAAACUACUUGCUGAAAAUCAAGAUCAGAAUGCUGAGAGUACCACUAUUCAAGAAAUAAAGCCUGUACAAGACAAAACAUUUGAAGACAGAAAAAGUAAGUCAGAGAAGAGCAAGUCUAGCAAGGAUCAAAUAAAACAACACACUCAAGUUAAUGAGCAAAAAGAAUUAACACAUAUCGAAAAACCAAGAGAAGAGCAGAAAUUAGUAGAUGACAUGGAAAUAUCUAAUAAGUUUCAAGAUACAAAUGCGCAAGACAAUGAAUGUAAAAAUGCAAAAGCAUUUCCAAUUACAGAGCAAAGUAGUGCUACGAAAUCUAAGAAAAAAUCGAAAAAUAAAAAAGUAAAAAUCACUACUGAACAGUUGAUUAAAAAUGUAUGCGUCUCCGACAUAAACAAGGAAGCGAUUAUAGCUGAAGAUUUAGAAGAGAAAAAGGAAUUAUUAACGGAGCCAAAAUUAGAUGACGAAAUAAAAAUAAAACUCGAGGAAGCAGUUACUACAGAUAUAACAUAUAAUAAGUCAACGAAUUUGAAUGAAGAAAUUCCAGCAGAGGAGACUAACAAACAAGAAAAUAUUGAGCAACAGGCUAUGACUUGUGACAAAACUACAGAACAAGAAAGCAUUGAGCAGAAUAUGACAGUUGACGAACCAAAGAAUACAAAGAUGUGUGAACAAUCAUACAUAAAACAAGCGGAGGAAAAAAUAAUGGAACAGAAAGAAAUUUCUAAACUUACAAGAGCGGAGAAACGAAAACAAAGAAAAAAAGCAAGAGCUUUAGUGCAAAAUGAACCAAGUGAAAGAAAAGAAUUUGAUACGGAAGAAGAUGUAGCCCAAAACAAAUCUAUUGAUUCACUUGGCAAAACAAACAUUAUUGAAGAUGUUAAAGUCGAAAAAACGGAUGAAAUAACCGAAGAAGUUGCAAAUAUUGCACCAUUAAAAGAUAGAAUGGAUGUAGCAUCUGCAAAGAAAAAUGAUGAAUCGAUAACUGAAAUACAGACUGCACAAAUAGAAACAAUUGACAAAUCUUUAGAGAAAUCCGAAAUUGUAAUCGAAAAUAAAGCAUUACUUUCACAAGUAAAUCCCAUAAAAGAUAAAGAGAAACACAAAAAUAAGGCUAAAGUAAAGAAAGAGAAACGGCAAAAUAAAACCAAGUCUCAAGAUUUUAUAAAGACAUCUACUGCUGACUCCACGGAAACUGAAACUUCAUUUACUGCAGAAAAGACUGAGAUUAUAAAUGUCUCUAAGGAUGUAAUAUCAGAUAUUGCACAGAUCAAGAAAGAAGAUGUCAAAAGUCAAAAAUUAGACAAUGAACCAACUAAAAUUUUACAAUUUUCGAAAGAUACAAUUGAUAAGAACGAUUCCUUUGUUACAUCGGAAACAACCGAACAAGAAAAUAUUAAGAAAUCUGAAUUACUUACAUCAUCUAUAAAAACAGAAAUAGCUGAAAUUAAAUAUCCAUCCGAAAAAAGAGAUGAACAUGAACACAAAUCUUUGAAAAAGCUUGAUGCUAAAUUCGAAGAUCAACAAGAGUUUCAGGAACAAGAAGAUUUGUCAAAAUGUGCAAAACAAGAUACUACUGAUAUUAUAGAUGAAAAUGUAUCGACUACAAGCAAAAUGAUUGAUGUAACUGGAAAAGAGACAGAGUUGAAAACAGAAUCCAGUUGCGAUUAUUCAAAAGAAGAGAAGGAAAAUGUUUUAAUUGAGACGAAACUUGAAGAAAACUUUGAAACAUCUAAUAAACAAACAAAAGAUGAAAUCAAGUGUGAACAGGAAACAUAUGAAAAACAAAUAAAAUUAUUAGAAAAUAAUAAUACUACAGAACCAACAGCAAAUUCAGAAAAAAUCACGGAGAAUGAACAAAUUGAUCAAAAUAUUGAUCAAAAAGAGAAGUUUGUUAAACCCGAGGAAGCCGAAUCUGGCUAUAACAUCACUUUGACAAUGGUUGAUAUAGAACAAACCGAAUUGCCUCAAAUAAAAACACUCGAUCCUAAAUCAGAUGACACUUCGGAAUUGUACGAUAUCACGGUUAACACUGAUGUCACAAAAGUAAAAUCAAUACCAGAUAAUAUUGAAACAAAUAAAUCUGAUGAAAAAAUAGGUGAAUCCUGUCAAAUUAAUGAUAUUCACAUGCCGGUAGAGUUUUCAAACGACUUGAUAAAUGUCACCAUAAAGCAUUCAUUACCUCUCAAUGAAUUAUCUUCAGCUGUGCAACACUCCUUCGAAGAUGAGGAUAAAUUGAAACGCGUCGCAAGCAUUGAACAAGAGAACUUCGAUGUUUCGGUCGAGCCCGUGAAAUCCAAAGUACAAUUCUAUAUAGCGGAUGAGAUUUUAGUUUUGAAUCCUGACCGAAAGAAGAACGUAUCAUCGGCGUUUCUUAUGCAGGAACAACCUACAUCCAAAUUAUGUAAUUCACGAUAUCUCUCAAACGACCAUGGUUUUUGGCUUGACAAACGAUCCUAUCACGAAGCCGAGCGCGAUCACUUCGAGGACUUAGCUUUUCACAUGAAAAAAAGACUUUCACGCGGUAACCAACGCGAUUCCGACGAUCGUCAUCGUCCUAGAGAUCAUGACGACGAUCACGACGGCGAUAAUUCGGGCGGUAGAUCGCGGGACACUUGCGGAGAUUCGCGUUUCUUUUUCGGGGCACCCCAGACAGAGCGUAUGAUAGCCGACUUGCCCGGUGGCAUAUGUAGCUGGAGAGAUUAUAGCACUUAUCUAUCGAAUGAGAGCGAGCGAACGCCGGAUCAUAGCUUGUCACUUGACGUGAUUAACAAUCAAGCGGUUGAUUCAGACUUAUCGUUGCCAAACGAUGUCCCAUUAUCGUCUCUUGAUCUCCCUUUAACGUCUCCCUCCUUCAACGAUCCACUGACCGAGUCGCAUACAAAGUCUCUCGCUUCCGAAGUAGAUCCGAAGGAGUACCCCGCCAUCUCUUCUUCGAAUAACGUCCAAAGUCCUGAUUAUCCUAGCACUUGCAUCCAAUCGUCGACCCUCGCCCAUCUUCGUCCACGAUCCAAACUGCAUUUAGGUAAAGAGACGAGGCAAGAAUCUAUGCAGCGAUGCAGUUCGGAUGAGGAAGUGGAGAAAAAAACGGCCGAAGACGAGAUUGAAAAAAGGAUACGCAGGAUCCAGGAUACUGUUGAGGAAGGCCUUGCUUCUCUGCAAAUAAGACUUUCGACUUUCGAAGAAACAAUGGGUCACUUGCCUGUAGACAGCAUAGAAUCUAUGCUAUCAUCUCUUACGACCAUGUUGACGGAGCUUCACACCUACGACGAAGAGGUUGCACAACUUCAAAGGCGAUUACGCGAGAUUCCUGCCGAUAUUGAGUCUCAAAGACUUUUAGCAGCUUUGACGGAAAUUCACACGCGUAUUACCUCCCUUCUCGAUCAAGCGGAGCAAGGACGGGCAGCUCUCGAACAGGCGCGAGAGGACCGAGAAAGACGCAGCCAAGAGAUUCAUACCUACAAAUUAUUCCUCGAAGAAACAGACACUUGGCUAAAAAACAUCAUAUCGAAAAUAGACGAACAACAUUCAUUUAAUACUAACAAGAUUUUACAGGAAGAAUUAAGGAGUCGCGCACAUCGAGUCUCAGAACUCGAGUCAUUACCAGAAGUGAGCGCGUUGGCGAUAGAGCUGAAGAAAGCCCUCGUAAACACAAUUAAUCAGCUCUCACAAAAGCAGCAGGAAAUCUGUGAUGAGCAAGCUCAAGCUGAUGAUGAAUCGACAGAGAGAGACAAUGCUACUCUGGAUGAAGCACCCUCAAUUAAUUCUUCCUUGGAAGGCGGUCCGCCCUCUUUGGCUGAUGUUUCCUUACAAACUGGUCAAAGUUUAUUAAUCGACGACGUUGUGGAAAAAAAAGCCCAAUUCACAAAACAAACAUCUACAACGCAAAUUCCAUCGUCGCCUACAUGUCAUUCUCUCACGACGCAGACGACGCAAGUUUUACUACCGAACGAGGCUGCUCAAACGCAGGAGGCUAUAAAAAUCCUAAAAACCACGAAAGGCGAUCAUGACGUAAUUGAGAUAGCAACCAAAUAUUUGCCACCUAAUUCUAGUCAAGAGCUAAUACAGGAGCAAUCUAGCGCUUUGUCUAGUGAAGACAUCGUUGUCGACAUGAAAUAUCAAGAUGCGAAAAAAACCGACAGCGCGACAAGCGAACUAAACAUUGUCCAUGUUGCGCCACAAUCUUUCGAGACGAUUUUAGUCGAACCGGACGACGUUACUACCGAGGUAGUUGUCGAUGCCGACGGCACCAAAAGAAUCAUAGUAAGAAAAUUACGACGAAGUACUACAGUCAGUAAACAAACUACACAGCAGCAUAUGUCCACGCUGUCGACGACACUUGGAGACACGCCACUGAUGAUGCAAGCUUUCUCAGAGGCUGCGAUGAGAGAUCAGCAAAUCACCGUGACUAAAACGAGACCAGAUGGUACCAUAGAGACUAUAACGAGACAGAUUUACGGCGGUAAAGUCACCACAGGCGCUGGCGAAGGUAUCAAUGUGGAGGAGUAUGAAACUGAACCUCGGUACACGCACAUGGUGACGCAGGGUCAGAUAGGAGAUAUUAGUUGCCAACCAGUUGAAGAAGAAAUACUGAUGGAGGGUGGUGAAUAUCAAACAAGGACUUCGAGCGUUCAUGCUGUGGUGCAGCAAGUCACUAAGCGAGUAAUCAAAAAGACGCGCAAAAUCAUUCGGAAAGUUACUAUUAUAAAUGGCAAGGAAACCACCACCGAAGAAGUGAUCGAAGAGCCUGAAGAGAUAGAAAUAAACGAGCAAGAUAUACCGCACAUCAGUAUUAAUGUGGUUAAAAAUGAAGAUCAAAAAAUUAUAGUUCCUGCGGAAAAAGCAAUCGAAAUACAACAGCAGGAAGCGAUGAGAUCAAAGAUACCAAUAGAGCAUACUCCCGAUAAUUUGAUGCAGGGGCCAUUUUUUGGGCCAUUUGCUAAGGAUAUAAUGAGUGAGCGUCGAGAUCAAAUAAAAGAAAAAAUUACAGAGAAACCGAUGAUGACCGCGGAAAAAAACGAUGACGUCGUAGAAAUUGACACAUCGAAUAUUGUAGAUGAAAGCAUGUUGUCAAAAGAAUUCUUGAUGACAGAUUCAAAGAUAAAGUUAGCAGAUUCCGAGCAAACUGCGAUGCAAGAAACGCUCUCUUCUUUGGGAGAACAUGUAUCACAAUUAGAACAAUUAGAAAAUUUAAUUAAUGUUCCAGAUGAUGAAAGCGUUUCUGUUUUACAACGUGAUGAAAAUAUAGUGCCAAAAGAAAUGGAAACACAAACGAUGAAAGAACACGAAUACGAACAUUUCCCCACUGAGGUAAAUGGCAUAAAUACACUUCCUGUUGAUAAUGAAGCAUUCAUCGAUGCUGAACGAUCUGCCGUUUUGCAGACUCCUGUCGAAGAUGUCUAUGUUACAGAGGCAGUACAACCGGAAUCUUUAAAAUCGCCAUUAGAGCCGACAGUAACAGAUGACGAAUCGGUGGUCACCAAGACUAUUUGUAAGUCUGACGAUGCACCAAUAAAAAUCGAAACACUCAAUAUCGAGCUAGAAAACGGCACGGUAGAAGUAGAAAUGCACCAUGAUGUUAGCAGCACUGUAGAAGCUGGUACAAAUGUCGAUAUAUCGAAUGUCAUUCUGUUAGAGGAAGAAGACGAAAAGGAAGGAAUAUCAAAGAAAGACGGAUCGUUUGAACCAUCCAAGAGUAAAGAAGAAGAUGUAACCUUAACAUCGCUUCAACAAUCAGAGUCACAAAAUGAAUCGAUCAUUCUACCGUGUGAAAUUAUUAAAUCUAACGAAGAAAGAACUGCUUCAAGAUUAAAAGAUAUUGAAACAUCACUUAAAGAACGAGAAAUGUCAGAAUUAUUUAUAGAAGAGGAAGAAGAUAAUUUAAGGGAUGAAGCACUCAAGCCCGAGUACAAACCGGUGUUCCAUAAGGUUGAGAUAGCCUUGUCUGUGAGUAAAGAAGAUGAGGAAAUGGAACCAUUGGUCUCUAUCAAAACUCAGGCAGAACGAUCCGAAAUUGCCCCGUAUAGCAUCGUUAAGGAGGAUGUAGACAUUAGUCUUCCGACGGAUAAAAAAACGACAGGAGUAAUACACGAUAAGAUCGUACAAACCAGCGCUUUUCUUACAGCUGAAAAAGAAACAGAAACCUUACAAGAGACGGCAAACAAAGUAGUCAAUGUUCACAUCGAAUCUUCGGAGCAAAGUAAAUCAGAUACGACAAGUCAUAAAAGUAGAAAAAAGAAACGCCACAAGGAUAAGACAGAGUCUUCAGAAAAACCUGUAGAAGCAGAAUCUAGUACUUCCAUUGCUACAUCGAUUGCUGAAUCUAUGGAGAUUAAUGUCCCAUCAUCUGAUUCAUCUAAACAUGCUAGUGAACAGCCGCAACCGGAUGUUACGGAGAUCAUCAAAUCUAACAUUGAAUCGUCUUUAAGUUUAGAUGACGGUAUUGUGGCCGAAGAAAAUGGAUAUCAACCGGAUGAUGUUGAUGUAUUGUCGAUUACACCGGAAGAUGAGAUUGGCGCAAAAAGAAAGAGAAAAAAGAAGAAAAAGCAAAAGAUUCGAUUAAUUCAAGAUGAGGAUCUAACUGAAGUGCCCAAAACUAGCAGCGAUGAUGCGAUAUUUACAGAUGAUAGCGUUUAUUUAAAGAUUUCUAAAUCUGAAAAAGUAGAAGAUGACAUAAAAGAAAACGAUGCAAUAAAAGAAGAUAAUAAAGUAAUGGGAAAAAAUAGUUUAGAAGAUAUAAUGCAGCAAGAGGGUCAGGCGAAAGAAACUAAAGCCGAAGUGACACUACAAAACGAGAAUAUUAUUGAAUGCAAAGCUGUAUUAGAUGACGCAAACACUCAAACAAUUAUAGAAACAUGCGAUAUUUCAACUUCAUUUACUCCAAAGAUAGUCGAGGAGAGCUCGACAUUUAUGCAAACAUCUCCUGAACCGUUACCUUUAACUUUAGAAGAAGAGAGUCAAACAGAUAAAACUGAAGAGAUUCAUAUUGAGACACAAACAAUUUUAGAACCAGGACUUGAUUUUAUUACGGAAAAUAUCGUGGAAGAAAUCCCGGAAGUGGAAGAUCUAGGUAUACAGACUAUGACACCUGAAGCCACGCCAAUGGAGGAGUUUGCUAUUCAAACUAGUCCAAUCGAGGAUAUUCCUUUCAUUAAAACGGAAAUGGAAGAUUCUCAAGCCCAAACAACUGAAGUUGAUGUUCUUUCCACGGAAAUGCAGACUUCGCCUGUUGAAGUAGCUUUAAUGAUGACAAAUGAAACUCAGACAAUAAUAAAUACCGCGAUGGAAGUUGAGCAACAAACUACUCCACCACCAAUAGCAGAGAAAGUUAUUCUGCAGGAAAGUGGUAUUCAAACAUUAUCUCCAAAAGGACCAGAAUGUUUGGAAAAAGAUGUACAAACAAAUGUCUUGCCUAGUCCGGAGCAACCAAAUGUUUUGCAUACAGAUACUCAAACAAUCGCAAUACCUGAAACGCCUACUGAAACAAUUGAGACACAAACAACGCCUGAAGAGAGCCCUCGAAAGACGGAGCUGCAAGAAACCGAAAUGCAAAUAAAAUCAAUUAAAGAGGCUACAAUGCAAACCAGUCCAACUGUUAUCAGUCCAGAACCUAUACAAGUAUACGAAGAAUCUAUCCAAACCAGCAUCGAGGAAAUGAAGGAGACUACCGAGGAAGAAUCACAGACUAGUUCUCCAGAGAAAAUUCAGACCUUUGAUAGUUCGAUGCAAAUAGAAACAGAAGAUCUGAUACCACAAAUCGAGAAAAGUAUACAAAAUAUUCCUGAUACGUGUGAAAUUAGCGCACAAACAUCAUUAGAGAAAGAGAGCCAGCCGGCCGAGAUGACGUCGAUAUCUCAACAAACAACAUUAAUUUCAACUCAUACAGUUGAAACAUGUACGGAAGAUUCUAAAAUAGAAGCAGCUGAAAAAGAAGAUGCACAAAGAACGCCCGUUUUAGAAGCGGACGUCUUAAAAGAAACGACGAAGAAAGAGGAAAUAAUAUUUACAGAAAUAAUAGAAACUCCAGCAGCACCUGAUGUACAAGUACGAAAAAUAGAAGAGGUAAGAGAAAUGGAAGUUGCGAGUGACAAACCAAUAUCAGAGAUUUUCACAACGAUUCCAGAAAAUAUCGAGCAGAGAAAAGCAUCUGUCGAGAAAGAAAUAAACCGUCAAUUUUCUGAAAUACCUACGGUAAAAGAUAAUUUAAAAUCAUCAGAUAGCGUAAAAACAGAAGAAUCUACGGUAUCAUCUUCGAUAUCGGAAAGAAACACUACUCCGGAUACAUCAUUUGAAAUUCAUGUUCAUGCGAGCAUAGACUUGUCUGCCAGUGACACGCUCGAUACUGCUACAUCUGAUAGCAAAGAAACACCUGAUAAUUCGCAAGAUACAACAACUACUGAGGAUCUUAAUAAUGACGCGGAUGUUGCAGAACACAAUAGCAAGGCGAUUAAACGGCAAAGAAGGAAGAGGAAGCACAACAAAACCAUGGAAAUCAAUCUAUCUAACAAGGAUAAGUCAGAAUUCGAAUCUAUAUUUGGACAGCCAACAAAGUCCCAAGAUACUACCUUGAAAUUGUCUUACUGCGAUGUAGCCAAGAAAAAUGUCAGCAGGCGAACAUCUUUAGUGGAAAAUAAUGACGUUGUGAAUGACGCAGUAUAUGAAUAUUCUUCUCAAAUGAUACCUCAGAUUGAAUUAGAUCAGAUUAAAUCGGAGGAUAUUGCAUCGGGAAGUAUAACAGAAAGCACGAAUCGACAUGAAGAAGACAUUCAAGGCAUACCAGAUAUCUCAACUACCUUGAAAACAUCGGAUCAAUUUAUGAUUGAUUCAGAUCGCCACAUUUCAGAAACAACAGCUAUAUCUGAAAUAGUAGCAGUACAAAUGCCAUUUUUACCUGACAGACCGAUGAUAGAACCAUUACUGAUGUCAUCGGACCAAGAAAAAUCGUCCGCAAUUAUAUCUAUGCAGUCGUCUCCUGAACCGAUGGAUACCACUGAAGAGCCACUGUCACCUAUAGAAAUCGAGCAAUCUAUUCUCAGUAAAGAAAUCACUGAAUCGUUCCAAGCAGAGACUCCGACAUAUGCCGAAGUGACAUCCGAAUCGCAUAAAAAACUUGCACCAGCCUUGCCUAGCUCCGAACUAUACGAAAGAAAAGAGAUGAAUUUGUGGCAAGAAUCCGUUACCAAAGUACCAUCUCUUAACACUUUGUCUACAGCUUCUCUUCUAGAAAGAUCUUUGGAAUAUGACAUCAAACCGCAAUAUCAGAGAACGCCACAAGCGAUGCAAGCUGCGAAAAUAAUAACUGAUCGAGUGAAAAAUCUACAGAAUACCAACGAGUCGAGUUACUUAGGUAACAUUUUGCACAUAGCACAUCUCGAAGAAGUCACCACGGAGAAACUCGUGGAAGAACGUUCGUCAGAUAUUCGCAAAGAAUUGGCACAACUAAAAAAUGCUAUUCAAGAGGACGAUGUGGAAAUGGUUGAAGAAACUUUUAUUACUAUCGUCGAAACAAUCUCAACUUGGCUGGAGACUAUCGAGUAUCGAGUUUUUCUAACCAGAGAAUGUCCGACUGGGCCUUCUCACGAGGAUGCUAAAACGUUUAUCGAAUUGAAAGACGAGAUGGAUUAUGUCAAGGAAAAUAUUUGCGAGUUUGAUAACAUUUGGAAGCAAUUAGAGCCAAACUAUCCGGAACAAGAACGGGAAAGAUUACGAAAAUGUAUAGACGCUGUUGAGCAUCAGAUGAAAAUCAUCGAGCAUAUUACAACUGAUGAAGAAAAACAUGCUAGCAGACAACUUGCAAAAUGGGACGAAUUUUUAAAUGGCGUGAACAAUAUAUAUAGGCUAGUCGACGAACAACGUAAACAGCUUGAUGAUAUAAUCGAAAGUGAAAAUUCCACACGUUGGAAAUUACAGGAACUCGAUAAAUUGGAGAACACAAAUCGCUGUCAUAUGUGGAAGACGAGUAAGCUUAUCAAUAUUACUUGCGGAUUAUUGCGCGAUUACCCAGGCAAGAUUAUACCCGACGAAACAUACGCCGCACAUGAAAUGACGAAGAUCAUUGGUCAUAAUGUAGACGUCGAACGAGAGCGUCUUCUCCAAUUGCUCGUCUUAGCUGAGGAAUACGAGCAAACGCUCCAGGAAUUUGAGCAAAUUACCGACAUCGCUGAAAAUCUAUUAGACAGUCCGAUAUCUGUGAUGAGCCUGGAAUAUCUUCAAGAGGAGAUGCAGAAACACAGAAAGUUCUUUGUCAAUUUAAAUCACUGUCGCGCGAUUCUCGAAUCGUUGGAAGGCAAUCUAGACCCUGAAACCAGAGCCAAACAUUCAGAUCUGCAUAAAAAACUUCAUGAUAAAGCGACAGCGUUGCUCGAUCAAGCGGCUUCAAGAGCGCAACAAAUGGCGUUGGCCGCGUCACGAUGGAUGCUACUGGAGCAAAGUGCGAAAGAAGAGAGAGGAUGGCUCCAAGUUGCACAUCAACGUGUUCCUGAUCUUCAAACAGUGACCUCGACCGAUUACGAUCAAUACAUCUCUUUAUAUCAGUCUCUAUCAUCAGACGUAGCAACCCAUCGUGCACGUUUAAUUCAAUUAUUCGACGUGGCAUGUAGUCUCCGUGAUCUCAUCAAUAUCGAGGAUCCCGAAGAUCAUUACGGUGAAAUUUUAGACGUGAUCGUAAAACUGCAAGACAACAUUGAGUCCUCCUUGAGAAGGCUACUGGCCUUCAGAGAGAUUUGGAACAAUCAAGAAACAUUGAUGAGCCGUGUGGAACAAUGGAUGACAAUGGCUGAGAAGGAGCUUGCCAUGUUACGCGAUCCCUCAGGAAGUUCCAUGCGUCAGUUCUGGGAAUUGAAGGCACAAUAUGAAGUUCACAACAACAUGCGUAAUGAAGCAGACAAUUGCUUUGAGCAAGCUUUGGGAAUUAUACCUUUAUCAGACGAAAUAUUACAGCGACAAUUUCAUUACGAAUUGCAAGAUCGUUGGAACGAGAUCAGCAAUAAAAUCAACAAAAUCCAGAUGGACGUCACCCGCAGCAUUUUCUCGGAGGAGAUCUCAUCGAACGAGAAACUGAAGCUAUUCGAAAAGGAACUGAACGAAUUACGAACGACUAUCAAUAGUUUUUAUGGAGUAUUAAAGACGAAAGAAGAACUCGACUUGUAUAUCGAGAGACUCACUGUUCUAUUCGACAGAAUCUCUUUAAUUCAAGAUGAAAUAGGUCGCUUGGGUCUUUUACCAGCAGCAGAAAGCGAAAGAAUCGGAUUCUUGUUAUCAUCGGCUUGUUGUAUAGAGGGACAGAUAAACGAAGAGCUAGAUUCGGCGCAACUACUCAGAGAAAAAAUUCAACUUCUUCAACGUGGAUUAAGUCGCUUUAGGAAGGCCUACAAAAGAUUGUCGACAAUACUGGAUCAAUGCGAGAGCAGCGAAAAACAAGAAAGUGACUUGGUGGCCGCGGCUGUGAAUCAAUGUCAAUCAGUCGCAGAUGAGUUGGUAAUUCUCUGGCAAGAUCUAAUGGCGUUAAGACAAAUGCUGCAUCAUUUGCCGACUUCGAUGAGAGUAACAGUAUCGCCGGUAGGCAUAGAAAGAGACUUGUCCAACAUACAGGAUGUACACACCGAACUCGAAUCGAGAUGCACGCGUCUGCUUUCAUUACUGACGAACAGAUUGGAGUUGUGGCGACGAUUCGAAAAGCAGUUGGAAAUAGUGCAACAAUCUGUUCAGGAAGCGGAUUAUAUGAUGGAGCUAUUAACCGUCCAAGGCUCUGUCGAUUACGAGAGAUUACUAAAGGCUACCGAGCGACUCGAGGGUUUAAACGGUGAUUUGGGCGCCCGAGAAGUUCUCAUUGACGAAUUACGUACUGUUGCCGAGCCUCUGCGGGAGAGCUGCGCCGUUGAAGUCCGCGACAGAGUCGAUGCCAUAGUAAAUGAAGCCGUACAGGCUUGGGAAGAUACAAGAACCGAAUUAAGCGCCCUUUGCACCCGAUAUCAACACGCGUGCAGGCUCUGGCAACAAUACAGGGACUCUAGUGCCGCGGUGAAGGCCUGGGUAGACACUCAAAUGAACAGUGUGGUAAACUUGCCACCGGAGGAAGCAGUCAAGCAGGUCAAGAUUUGCGAGGAGACACUGGCGGAACACAAGGAGAGACUGGCGGAAUUGCGCGGUCUAGUAGCACAGAUUGCUUCAGACGUAGGUCUGAACGCUGAUGGACCGCUUCACUGCGAAGUCGAAGCGCUCGGUCAACGACUCGAGGAUGUUCGGGAAACCUUGUCGACUCUCGCGGAUACGGUAGAUGCUCAUGUUCUCAAUCAGGAACUUGCCCGUGGUGAUCUAUGUCAGACGAAAAAUUUUCUAGACUCGGUCCAACAGAAUCUAAUGACGGUGGGUCAAGGCGAAUCUAACGAGCAGCUGACAGUGCUGCGGAACCAUCUUCUCGCUUUAACUCGAACUGAACCGCAGCUUCAAUUCAUCAAGGAUCGCGCGUUAGAUAUGUCUGUACAAGAACCGUCAGUGGUCGAAGUGAUCCAAUUAUGGCAGCGUGUGUUUCAAGAAACCUUCCAACAGUAUCAUCGUUUGUCGACGCGAUUGAUUCGCUCGCAAGACGUAAUCGCCGCGCUGAAACUCUGGGAGGAAUAUCUGACACAUGUGCAGGACUUCCUGUCGACCGGCGUGCCAAGUGACUACAACGGUCUGUCGGAACAUCGGAAUCUCUGCGAGAUUCAUCGGAAACUUCUACCUGAGCAGCAGAAUGUCAUUUUAACGGUACGGCAAGAGAAAGAGCGUGACAGAUCAGUCGCCGAGCAAUUCAACGCUUUGACAAAUCUGCACAACGAGACAUUGGCGAGAAUACUAGAACGACACGCGGUGGUGCGCGACAGAAUAUCGGCCUGGGACAAGUACAGGCUAGAUCAAAGUAAAUUACUAGCUUGGCUAAAAGAAGUUGAGAGAGAACGGCAACGUUUGCACCUGCAGUUUAUUCACCUGAGACGGCUCGACAAGAUCCUACAGAGAAUUCAGGCGUUGUUAGAUAAGGUACCAACCGGCGAGACUCAGAUAGAGUGUCUUCAAAAGCAGCAAGAGUACCUCCUGACUAAUUGCGAGGAGGCGCUGGCCGUCUCGAUACGCAUGGAACACGCCGCGAAUGCGCAACGGAUUGCCAAUCUGCGCGCCGGCCUCGAGACCUGGAGAGAUUUUGUCCAGAGAGUGCAGAAGCUGUAUGAAGAACACAUCGAGCAGUCCAGUGUAAUCACUACGAUCUUCCAAGAAAUCAGUCAGACGCUGAGUGCGGCCUUUCACGCGAAACCAAUGAGCCUAUUCAAGACGAAGGAGAAAUUAGACUCACUUCAGCAUUUAAGAAUUCGUCUGGCUGAUGCACAACGCAAUCUCGAAUCUCUCGGUGUCAUCACGGAACAGUUGAGAGAAUGUCUAAGCCCGAGCGACAUGAAGACGCUAAAUCAGCACGAUGCACUUCUAUCGCAACAAUACGGCGACCUUGAGUAUCAAUUAGCCCUGCUAGCGUACAGACUUGCAGAACGUUGCAAUCUUCAUGGUCGAUGGGAAAAUAGGCUAAACAAGUUUUUGUCAUGGAUGGAGGACACCACGCUCCGAAUGCAGGAUUACAACACAAUAGCGUUGGACGAGCCUGAGGAGACGGUGAAGCGACUCGCAAGUGAGCUGCAAGCGGAGAUGAGCUUGAAGCAGCGCGAACUCGAAUGGUUGCAAAAUACUGGGCAGGAGCUGAUAGAUAUUGCUGAAGAGACGGAGAAAGCAAAGCUACAGCAAUCCUUGGCCGAAGUCAAUGAAAAAUGGAAUCACCUGAUGAUCGAUGGCAAAGCGAGAGCUAACAAGCUAAUCGAUCUAAUUCAAACUAUGAAUACGUUGCUAAAAAAGAUAGUUGAUUUACGAACUUGGUUGACAGGCAUCGAGGGUCAGUUAUCAGAGACUCUCAUAAUCGAGAAACCCAUGCAGAAAAGCAUCGAUAAGAAGCUCGAAGAUCACGAAUACCUCAAGACCACGAUCGAGGCCGAGAGCGGUAAUAUUAGCCAAGUGUUGAAUCUAUGCGAGAUUCUGCUGAACGAUUGCGACACAUGGAAAGCCUCUUUUAAUACAGACGCAAUAAAGAACGGUAUGAACUAUCUAGAGAGACGAUGGAAAGCCGUGUGCGUUAAGUCCACUGAGCACAAGAAAAAAAUUAUAAUGAUUUGGAAACUGCUGCAAGAACUAGAUAAAACUAAACACGAGUAUGAACCGUGGCUAUCCAAGACGGAAAAUUCUCUGUCAGAGCUGGAGAAAAAUUUUAUCGAAAUAUCCAAGGAAGAAUCAGAGAAGUUAAUGGAGAAAGCUAAGUCGAUCGCUAGAGAUAUCGAGGCGCAUCAAAAAGCCUUGAAAAUCCUCGAACAAACGUUUGAACGAUUGGCCAAAUCCGGACUGGAUCCCUAUAAUUUCAGAACGCUCACGAGCGAGACGCGGAAGAUCAUCGAUAGGUGGUUGGCUGUUGGAAUGAAAAUCAAUGCCAUUAUCCCGAGCCUCCAACAAGAACAGAAGACUUAUCGCGAAUUCGUAUACAUGCAUGGCGCCGCGGUCGUAGGCUUAACGCAGGUAGAUGUUCGCUUAACGCAGAUGCAGCAUCUCGCUACCCCCGAACAGAAAUCAUCCCUGCGACGAAGGCGUCAGCAGUUGAGGGAGAUCGAGGAAGAGCUCGACACUCAAAAUGUCACGCUGCGAAAGGCGGAUGAGCUAGCGUUGCGGGUCAUGCAGGAGAGCAAUUCUGAUGACGUGGCCGCGAUUCAGGAACUGGUAGACGAAUAUCAAUUAUUGUGGAAGGAUAUCAAAGAGCGGGUAACCGUGCUGAAAGCGGACUUGGAGAUGCAGGAGAGAUCGGAAGUUGACGAAGCGGUGCAAGUAGAGACCUUAAAAUUCGAGCAAGACACCGCAGUUCAGGUAGAUACUCUACCGAGACUUAUCAAAAUGACCUCGUGCGAUGCUUAUCUGAUGGAACUAGAGGCUGCCUUGAAUGAAUGCAAUAAUUCCCUGAACACUCUGGAAGCGGCGGUGACACCUGAUCCUGUUUCCGGUCCUGGACUCAACGCAGCUGCUAAAACUAUCGCUAAACUGAUUGGAAGUUGCCAGUCUUCAAUAGAACUGGUACGCCACUUUCAUACUCUGCUCAUGGAAAAUGGCAAAUUGAGUUUAGGAGUUGCUAAAAGUAGCGAAGUAACAACACUAGUAGCUCGAUACGACACACUCAUUGCAUUAGCAAGAGCACGUGAACAGCAAAUCCGAGAGCUCAGAUCGCCCAUCACCGAUGCUUACGCUUUUCCAUGUGAUCACGAUAAUGGCAGAUUGACCUGUCCACUAUGCUCUCGCCGUAAUUGGGCUCAGCUGGACAAUGAUUUCUGGCGUUUGGACAAAUGGUUAGAGUAUGCUGAAGGUACGCAAAGUGAACAGCAUUCGCCACCCAGCGACAUAGAACAACUGGAAGACGUAAUUCAAGAUCAUCGCGAAUUUUUACUUGAUCUUGACAGCCACAAGAGUAUUGUAACAAGUUUGAACAUAGUCGGCGCUCAUUUGGCCGAUCAUACCGAGGAUAUGGAACGUGCGAAAGAGCUUCGCGACCGAUUGUCUGUGGCGAACAACAGAUGGGAAAAAAUUUGUACAGCUGCCGUGCAAUGGCAAGAACAGUUGCAACAUGCUCUCAUGACAAAUCAUCAAUUUUACCGUAUUAUAGACGAGUUGUUAGCUUGGCUCGAGCGCACGGAAGUCAGUAUUCGAGACAGCGAACCGAUUGAUCUGACUGAAUCUACCAACGUUAUAGAAGUAAAAUAUAAUAAAUUUAGGGAAUUGCGGAAUGAUCUUGAGCGUUGCGAGCCGCGAGUGAUAUCGUUACAAGAAGCGACUAAUCAUCUUUUAGAUGAACAGGCGGAAACUAGAACACGUUUGCAGGAACUACGAUUAAGAUUGCAAUCGUUAAGAAGAUUAACCGGUAUCUAUACUCUUAAAUUGGGAGCUGCUCUUGGGCUGGACCCGCGAGAUGUUGGUCUCGCCGCUACAUCAACAUCUCUCGCAUCUCUUUCACAUGACCUACUCGACGAAGCUGCCUCUGGAACUGAUCAGCCUCACACUACCAGCACAAAUGGUGACGAAAACAACCGAACAGUAUUGGUGCGUGGAUAUCGCUUCCUAGGAAGAGUCCUAAGAGUUUCUCUACCGAUACAAGCUCUAAUGCUAUUAUUGCUUGGCAUCGCAUCAUUGGUACCGUCUGCAGAAGAGGACUACAGUUGUACUCUCUCCAAUAAUCUCGCCAGGAGCUUUACGCCGAUUGCCUUUUAUCCGAAUGGACCGCCACCGGUGUAACGAAUGAAUGCGAUGUACUUAUUUCGCUGUCAUUUCACUGUGUGUGUGACUCGAGAUUGAUCCUCCGCAAAUAUUAGCAGCAAGCCAAUAUGAAGCAUAACGAUCAAAUUUCUUUACUUUCCUUCUGCAAUCAAAGGAUAUAAAAGAUAAAAUUCGUACUGUCCUAAGUUUGCCUCAUUGGUAUAUUUCCAUCGCGCAAUUGCAAAACUAUAAUACAUAUAGAAAAAUCUUUAUAUAUACAAUACUAUAAAUAUAGUAAUUUUACAUAUGACGUAUUUCUACAUAAAUUAUGUAACGGACCAAGCGGUAAUUGAGAAUAAGUAUAAACCGCAUGACGAGAA
This is a messenger RNA of Formica exsecta, 50150 nucleotides long. It is a transcript of the gene Msp300, whose product is annotated as nesprin-1. The record is from RefSeq and is a predicted model, not a curated record. Gene Ontology annotation, biological process: nuclear migration. Lineage: Eukaryota; Metazoa; Arthropoda; Insecta; Hymenoptera; Formicidae. Gene Ontology annotation, molecular function: actin filament binding. The transcript is spliced from 59 exons. Gene Ontology annotation, cellular component: nuclear outer membrane; meiotic nuclear membrane microtubule tethering complex; cytoplasm. Bases 1501 to 49809 code for a protein of 16102 amino acids.